AAAUCUUAAUUGCCAAACUGAUUUUUUUUAAAUUUGUUGUAUUUUUAUCAGAUUUUUUUUUUUUUUUAAUAUAUAUAUAUAUUUUUUUAUUGAUAUUAUUAUUUAUUACUUGGGAGGGCUAUAUCUUAAGCUGAGGAAGCCGGCCAAAUUAACAGGACAUUGAUAAGGAAAGAGGAAAAUCCAGGUGGGUGCGUUGGACUUUUUUUUUUUUUGUGAAACUUAUCUGGAAGGGAAACAUUUUCUUGUUUAGAAUGGAUAAAAGGAGCUUGUCCUUGGAAAACGGCAGCUAUAAAGUUACAGUGGAUGAAAAAAAUGGACAGUUGAUACCGAACGGGAAGGGACACGAAGCAGAUCUGUGCUGUAAUGGAUCAACCAAAGGAGGCAUCGUUUUCAACCCCAAUGGCAGGGAAGGUGUCCCUGAGAGAGAGACUUGGACUCGGCAGAUGGAUUUUAUCAUGUCCUGCGUGGGGUUUGCAGUUGGACUUGGAAACGUUUGGCGAUUUCCAUACCUGUGCUACAAGAAUGGAGGAGGUGAGAUUUACUUAAAAAAAAGUAUAAUUUAAUAACAAAUUAGAAAAUAAUUACCCGUCACUCACAGUUUGUGACUUGCAUGCAUUGAUUUUUAUGAUCGAGACGUAUAUGUAUGUGUGGGUGUGUAUACAUAUAUUUGCAUAUACAUUUUGUAUACCUAUAUACAUUUAUUUGUGAGUGUAUUGUUUUUUUGGAUUUCAGUUCCGUAAAUUUCUCAGUAUGAAGCACCUUUGCCUAGAGGCAGUGCCUUGCAUGUAAUACCUUUUCAUUCAUUUCCAAUAUUAGUGCAAUUCAUCCUUUGCUUUCGUUCUUUCGAACCGCUUGUGCUAAAAAUAUUAGACUUUAUAAAGGCACGGAGUUAGUCUUUGCCGUUUCGAAUUGUGAUUGGAUGCGUUGAUUGCUGUGUCUAGGAUGUCACUCGAUCCUUUGACCUUUCAGUGUUACAGAGAUGUGCAUUACAGUACUUAAGCCCUCUGAUACUGAAAAGGUGAAUGGGAUGUAGAUUUAAAGAGCACACUUAGUUUCAGGAUGGGCGUGGGCACACUAUGGCUUAAUCAAGUGGUAACGCCUGGGUGGCUCAGCAAAUCCAUGUAAUGACGUCACUGGACUUUGGUGCAGAAGACCUGCAGUACCCGGGCAUCAACCAUGCUAAGGUUAAAUUUAGGAACACGCUGCUUAUUAAUAAAGGCUAUUACUAUGCCACGAAACUCAGUUAUAUGCCUCAUCACUCACCUGGCAUACAGGGACUGUUACAGGUAAGUAGGCUCCCGUGCAAGACAAAGUACUAUUUUUCAUAAUAAGAAAAAGGCAUUUUUUUUAGGAAAAAUUCUACAUCAUUCUUAAAUUUAGCAUAUUCACUGUUCUCCUUCAUAGGCAUGCGCAGCACGCUACAUUAGACUGAGUACCAAGAGAACACUACCAUCUAAACUUUACUUAAAAAUGAUAACUUUGAAAAGUAGCUGAAAAAUAAAAUUUUACGCAAGAUACAGAGAUAGUCUAAAUUUGUCAAGUACAGAAGCAAAGAAAAGUACCUAUUGUGACCAAAAUAGGCCAAAGGAAGGGCAAUAAGGCCCUAAAUUAGGGUGUGAAUAAUAUGUAUUAUCAUUUUGAUACCCUAUUUUGUUGGUAUUUUUGUUUUGUUCUCUAAACCCAACCACUAAAUGGACAAAAUAAAAUUCUCUGCAGUCAGAUCUCGGAAUGCAAGAAACACAGUUAUAGUUUAAUAGCUUCCGCCUAAGUGAUUCUGACUGUUAAAUCUAAGUAGGACAAACUGCAUUAUCUCUCUACAAAGAUCAACUGUAAUAACAUAUGGUAGUUACAAAUUUUAACACCAUGAAUGGCUCAGCAUCAUUGUAGUGAAAACAUAGACGUAAUUUAAAACCAUAGAAAACUCUUCCAUUGUCCUCUUAAUGCUAGCACGUUUUCUUAUUUUGUUUGUAAUGCCUACUCUCUUAUUUAUAGCAUAGUAUGGUAAGUGAUAAAUGUAAGUGACCACGCCAGGUUUUAAACCCUCGUGGCACAAAAACAUUUUUUUGGGGAGGAAUUUAUUAUUUAGGCCAGAGGUGCCCAAAAGGUAGAUCUUUAGAUGUUGUAGAACUACAUCUCCCAUGAUGCUUUGCAUGCCUUUAGAAUGACAAAGUAUCAUGGAAGUUGUAGUUUUAAAACAUCUAGGUAUCUACCUUUUGGGCACCCCUAAAUUAUGUGUUCUGCUGCAAAAAGUAGUGCAACAUUUGAACAGGCACUAAAGGCACUUCCUGUGGCUAGGAGACUUUUGGUGACCUAACUGACGCUGGACGUCCUCACGCUCUUCAUGAGGUCAUUCAGUAUCGGUAAAAUUAAUGCUUUGCUAUGGGGAGGGCCUAAUGCGCUUGCGGCACUCGCAAUGCAUGCGCAUUAACCCCCCUGUCGGUUGACGUCAGAGGUGGCAGAACAUUGCUGGAAUUGGGUAAUUAACCCUAUCCAUGCUGAGUGGAGGGUGGGGUGCAAGGAAGGGGAGUGUGGGGGGGGAGGGGGGUGAGGGGGUUCUGGCUGAUUGAACUAUAGUGUAAGGAAUGCAACUUUGUAUUUCUUACUCUAUAAAAUCCCUUUAAUGAUGGGUUUUCAACUAAUGUUCCUUGACAGGUUAUCAAAUGCCCACAGAGUGGUCAUCAAAUUGUGUAUAUCAAUAAGCAAGACUUCAAACUGUGUACUCUGCAUAGAAAUCUUGCUAAUAAAGUUAUUGAAAGAGACACUGGAUGCGCCCUAACUGCUACAGCUUUAUGUGGUGGAUAUGGUGCUAGGAGUAUUCACGGCUGCUUCUGUUAUUCAUGUAUUAGUAAGGACCAGUGGCGUCACAAGGGGAGUGCGGACCACACCAGGGCGUGCAUCACGGGUGUGGGGGAGGGUGACAUCACCGACACCAACAGGGCCGGCGCGUCCAUAAGGCGGCACAAGCGGCUGCCUUAGGGCGCACCGGCCCAGGGGGUGCUAAAUUGGAGUAACCGGCAGGAGAUGGGCGCGCAGCACUCCCUCCAGCCAGUCACUCAGUCAGUGUAGCGUGGCCGAGCAGAGGAGACCUCUGUACAGGAACUUCUGUUUCCUGUAUCUGGCCGACUGAAAGGAAGUGCUCACUGAAAGAGCACUUCCUGUCAGUCCGGACGGGCACAGGAAACUGAAACUCCUGUACCGCGGUCUGCUCCGCAUGACCACGCUACAAGAAAGGUAGGAGACACACCGGGGACGUGGGGAAGAAACACUACGGGACAGGUAAGAAAAAACAGUAUGGGACAGGGGAGGGGGGAGAAAGAACACUAUGGGACAAGAGGGGGGAGAAAGAAUACUAUGGGACAGUGGAGGGAGAUAAAGAACACUAUGGGACAGGGGAGGGGGACAUUAAGGGGGGCACUAAGGUACAGUGGAGGGAAGGGAAAAGGAACACAGGUAGGGGGGGACCACUAAAAGAGAAGGGAGAGGAACACUAGGAGGGGAGGGAGAAACAUUAAUGGGAAUGGGGGACACUAAGAGACAGACAGGUAAGCGGGGGGAGAGAGUAACACUAAGGGACAAGGGAGGGAGGGGAGAGGAACACUAAGGGACAUAUAGGGGGUUCGGGUGACACCAUGAGUUACUACACCGGGUGACACCAAUCCUAGUUAUGCCACUGGUAAGGACACUGUAAGGAAAGUUUACCAGUGUAUAUAUGCUUUAGAAUUCACUAUAUUUUAGUGUAAUUUCACUCCAAAUUCCUGGCUGCUCUCAUUUUAACAGAUACAUUCACUAAAGGGCAAAUUCAUGGUGAAUUCAAAGUGGAUUUCGAAUUGAAAGGCAUAAUAGUCAAACUGGAAAGAUUCUCUCUGUCAGCUAUGCUAUUACUUCAGCUACCCUGGCCUUAAGUUUCCCGUUUGGCUAUUUUAACCUUGAAUUUGAAAUUCAAACCCCAAAAGGGUUGUUCACUAAAUUGAGAACGCAACGUGAAUUUGAAUAACCAUUUUGGCGUCAAAUGUGAAAUUCACUUCAAAUGGACUUUUAUCUUCUUCACAUACUGCGCAACAUUGAGGGUUUGGAUUCGGGACACAGGUUGGCAGGCGGGGGGGAGGGGGGGGAAAUGGACAGUGUUAGCAUGUGUCUUGGAGAAUUUAGUAGAAUCUGAUUUUAGCAAGGGUUUCACAGAGUUACAGGUUUGUUCACUAAUAUUGUAAAGCGCUACAGAAUCUGUUGGCGCUAUAUAAAUGGCAAUAAUAAUAAUAUUAAUAAUAAAGUGAGGAUUCAAGUGAAAUCACAGCGAAUAUCAAAUUUUAGGUCUUGAUUUUAGGUCUUGAUAGCCAAGCUGGAAGGACAAUUUGGCUAUUGUGCCUUCAGAGGAAACUAUAGUGCCUGAAAACAAACUCGUAUGGCUUCCCCCUCUGUCAAGGCCUCUUCCCCCCCUCCCGGGGCUAUAGUGCCAGGCACUUACCUGGGUCUUUCCUGUGUCGACGCUGGCUGAGCUCCACCCAUGCUCCUGGCGAGGGAGACCUAAUGCGCAUGCGUGGCAAUGGCCGUGCUCGCAUUAUGAUUUCACAUUAUUCAAUGCUUUCCUAUGGGGAUUCCGGUGACGCUGGAAGUCCUCAUGCAUAGAGUGCAGGGCCGUCUUUAAUGCGGGGCAAACGGGGCAGCUGCCCCGGGCCCAGUUUCUCUUGGGGGGCCCGAGGCACCUGCCCCGUGGGCCCCGCUGACCCCGGCGGGCGGGUGGCCGGUCGGGCAGGAAGGCGGGCGCGCGAGGGAGCACUCACUGCUUCCUCUUCAGCUCCCUCGCGCCGCACUGAUGCGGAGUCGGAAGAUGACGUCAUCUUCCGGCGCCGGCAUUCAGCGCGAGGAAGCUGAAGCACUGAGUGCCUCCCUGCACUCCUACCGGCCCCACCCUAAGGAGCCCAGCAGCACCACUGGACCCCAGGGAAUCCCCCCAGCACUCCAAAAGGUAAGGAGGCUGGUGGGAUUACAUUUAAAAAAAAAAAUGUAUGUUUGUGUGUAUGUGUUUGUAUGUGUUUAUGUGUAUGUGUGUGUUAGUGUAUGUGUUUGUGUGUUAGUGUAUGUGUGUGUUAGUGUAUGUGUGUUAGUGUAUGUGUGUGUUAGUGUAUGUGUGUGAUAGUGUGUGUGUUUGUGUAUGUGUGUGUUUGUGUAUGUGUGUGUUAGUGUUGGUGUGUGUGUAUGUGUGUUAGUGUAUGUGUGUUAGUGUUAGUAUGUGUGUUAGUGUGUAUGUGUGUUUGUGUAUGUGUGUUAGUGUGUAUGUGUGUUAGUGUGUGUGUGUGUUAGUGUAUGUGUUUGUGUGUUAGUGUAUGUGUGUGUGUGUCAGCAUGUCUGUGUGUGUCAGCAUGCCUGUGUGUGUCAGUAUGUCUGUGUGUGUGUCAGUAUAUAUGUGUGUGUAUAUCUGUGUGUGUCAGUAUGUGUAUGUGUCAGUAUGUCUGUUAGUGCAUGUGUAUGCAUGUGUCAGUAUAUCUGUCUGUGUGCCAGUAUGUCUGUGUGUGUGUGUGUGUCAGUAUAUCAGUCUGUGUGUGUCAGUGUAUGUGACUGUGUGUGUGUGUGUCAGUAUUUCUCAGUGUAUGUGGGUGUCAGUAUAUCUGUCAGUGUGUGGGUGUCAGUAUUUCUGUCAGUGUAUGUGUGUCAAUAUGUUGAUCAGUGUAUGUGUCUGUGUGUGUGUGUCAGUAUGUCGGUAUAUGUGUCUGUGUGUCAGUAUGUCUGUAUAUGUGCCUGUGUCAGUAUGUCUGUCGGUACGUCUACCAGUGUAUGUGUCUGUGUGUGUGUCAAUAUAUGUACCUGUGUCAGUGUGUCUGUCAGUGUAUGUGCCUGUUUAUCUGUAUGUAGUCAGUGUAUGUAUCUGUGUAUCUGCUUGUGCGUCAGAGUGUGUACCUGUGCAUCUGAGCCGCAACUUUAAAUACAAAUACACCCCUCCAUUCAAACUUCAACACUACAUAUAAAACACACUCCUGCAUUGAAACGUCAACACUAUAUACAAGCACACUCCUACAUUCAAAAACAAACACUACACAUAAAUGCACACUUGCAUUCAAACUCCAGUACCACAUACAAACACAUUCACACAAACAUACUCCAUACAAACCCAUGCUUACAUUCAAACAUACUAACAUGGCUCAGUGCUAAAUACAACCCUGCAAGCAUGGGAAAUUGGUAGAGUCCCAGCUGUCAAAGCAUUGUUGGAGUUGCACGACAGAUGGGGUUCUACCUUUAGUCCAACCUUGCAAUUGGGGGUCCCAAUAAAAUUCAUUCUACUUUAGUACCGCCACUGCGUUGGGAUGAAUGCCGUGAUUGCAUACCAGGGAGUGAGGGGCGAGAGCGGCAGGGCACAGGGGGCCCAAGCAAACACUUGCCCAGGGUCCAUUCGUUAUUAAAGACGGCCCUGAUAGAGUGAGGACGUCCAGCGUCGUUUAGGCAACCAAAAGUCACAUUCAAGCCAUCUAACAGCUGUCUGGUAGACAACCACUAGAGGAGGAGUUAACCCUAGCAGGUAUUUAUUGCCGUUUAUAAAAUCUGCAAUAAUUACACUAGCAGGGUUAAGGGUGAUGGGAGUUGGCACCCAGACCACUACAAUGAGCUGAAGUGGUCUGGGUGCUCACAGUGUCUCUUUAAAACUGAAAUUCACUUUGAAUUCUCGCUUUAGUGAAUAACCCUGACAAUCUCUUAUCAAGAUAAUUUUAUUAUGCAAAUUAAAUAAAUGGCUAAACAGAGCUAAAUCAGGAGUCUGAUUAUUUAACAGGAUCUUAAAUGGCAGCAUCUAUACGGCACAGCUCGGUAAUCAAAAUCAAUUUCACCAACAUCACUUAUUGUGUUGGGGGUGAAAUUGUGGAUUGUGUAGAAAUCGAAUCAUAGAAUAGCACAAAUAGCCAUUUAUAUGCGGGCAAACUGAGCAAAAAACCCCAGAUAUUUACAGCUCUUAUCUCUGUAGCAGGACAGGACAGGGCAAGCACAGUAAUUCAUUGUCAAAUGUUUAAAUAACAGAACACUAUAGAACACAACCAUGGCAAUGGAAAAACAAACACAACUGAUGUGUGACUUCUUUGUAAAUGCCUAUGCAGUAUCAAGACAGAAACUGAAAAUCACUCUAUAGAUGAUAACAUUCCAUGACAUGCGCAUAGUGGUCUCUUGGCAUACGCCAUAAAUUAUACCUGAACAUAUGCCCUUCCCAGAAAGACACGGACACUAAAUUAAAGUGGGUAAAUGUCACGGCUUUAAUAAAUUAUAAAUAUAUAUUUAACACAAUGGGUCAUUGUCAGACCUAACUCUGUACAUAUCCAAUUAAAUACAUCCAAACAUCCAAAAUCACUAUACCCACUGACAAUGACCCAUGACAUAAUUUAACAAUAAUUAAAUGACCGUAUUAUAAUGACAUAACACAACACACAUAGCCACAACAGGCAACACCUACACCACCUACACCACCAGGUUGAAAGCCACCAACGGGCUCCAACCUACCAAAUACCAAAACCCAUGACAUAAUUUAACAAUAAUUAAAUGACCGUAUUAUAAUGACAUAACACAACACACAUAGCCACAACAGGCAACACCUACAACACCUACACCACCAGGUUGAAAGCCACCAACGGGCUCCAACCUACCAAAUACCAAAUCCAGUGAAUAUUGGUAUCAAAAUUCCAAGAUUCUACCGACCCCCAAUAUUUCUCCAUCCCCCGCCGCUAUGACUAGCGUAGACCGAAAGUGACAAACCCAUGCAAAACCACUGAAAAGGGAAGGAGGGUGGUACAACAACAAGUAGGUCGGAAUUAGUUAAAAUGGACCCUACACUAAAAUGGCCGUUAUUAAUAUCCAUAUAGGCCCCUAACCCUCACCCUAUCAAAAUCAAAUCAAAUCCUAUCCCCAUGUAUGCCUGCAUCCUAGCUAUGUCAAGGCCAAUUCCCUUAGUUUCACUGUUUCAUGGGCUACAAACUACAAGUCCUUUGAGUAAUCACCAGUGGGAUAUCUCCCAAUCUGCAAAUGGCAACAUGCACACAGUCCCUUACUUUGUUUUAUAGAUAGCAUUAUUAUCUAGGUAAGACUUGCAAUAUUAUGUUUUAUUCACUAAAGACCAAAUUCUAAUGAAUUAAAAAUUGAAUUGCAAAAUUCAGGCUAAAAUAGCAACAACAAAAAACAAAACCUUUUCCAAAUCAAAUAUUUUGGACUCAAUUUUGCAGUUUGGUGUGCAGCUCAGUGUUCAGAUUCCAAGUGUCGUUGUUUCCAGUAAGACAAUAGAGACAUGUAACAUUACCCUUUUGCUUGUCACUGUGAAAUGUGACAGUUCUGCUGUUUUCAAUACAGAGAUGUGUGUGUAUAAACACAUGGAAAAUACCAGGGUAUGUGAGGACGGUUUGUGAAUUAUAGAAGAUAAAUGAAGACAUGUCAAAGAGAAACAGGAAGGUAAUGUGAGUUUAUUGUUACAUGUAGGAUUCUGUCAAAUAAUGAGAAACGAGGGAGGGGAGGAUAUCUUUCACUAUCUCUCUAUCUCUCUAUCACUCUAUCCCUCUAUCCAUUAUAACAGAGCUCCACAUCAAUAAUACUCACAGUAAUUUGUCUUUAACCCCUUAAGGACCAAACGUCUGGAAUAAAAGGGAAUCAUGACAUGUCACACGUCAUGUGUCCUUAAGGGGUUAAAGGACCACUGCUAUGUUUAUUUUAAAAAAAGGGUUAAUCCUAUCUGGACCUGGCACCCAGACCACUUCAUAAAUGAAGUGGUCUGGGUGCCAGGUCCAGAUAGGAUUAACCCUUUUUUUUUAUAAACAUAGCAGUUUCAGAGAAACUGCUAUGUUUACACUGAGGGUUAAUCCAGCCUCUAAAGCCUCUAGUGGCUGUCUCAUUGACAGCCGCUAGAGGUGCUUUCCUGCUUCUCACUGUGAAAAUCACAGUGAGAAGACGCCAGCGUCCAUAGGAAAGCAUUAUUAAUGCUUUCUUAUGAGACUGGCUGAAUGCGCGCGUGGCUCCUGCCGCGCAUGUGCAUUGAGCCGAUGACGUUGCUAGGAAGAAGGAGAGGAGGAGGAGAGCUCCCCGCCCGGCGCUGGAAAAAGGUAAGUGUUUAACCUCUUCCUCUCCCCAGAGACCGGCGGGAGGAGGACCCUGAGGGUGGGGGCACCCUCAGGGCACUAUAGUGCCAGGAAAACGAGUAUGUUUUCCUGGCACUAUAGUGGUCCUUUAAAGGGACACUGUAGGCACCUAGACCACUUUAUCGCAAUGAAGUGGUCUGGGUGCGGUAUUCCUGUCCCACUGAGUCCUGCAAUGUAAAACAUGGCAGUUUUUGAGAAACCUGCAAUAAAUGUGUUUGGGAAUUAGAUUGUGGAAAUGAGAUACUUGUUCUUGAUUUAAUUUGCAUUUCAGUUGUAGAAAUGAUUAGAAAAUCACUUAAAAUGUUUCAGAACACCCCCCCCUCUUUCCCUCCCCCUGCCCCCCAUCAUUCACACCCCUAAAAUUAAAAUGUCCCUCUUUGUCUAUUUGAAUUGUUGGGACAUAUCUGUCUAUGCAUCUGUCUAUCUCCUGCCUGUCCUUCUACACGUCUGUCCAUCCAUUCAUUGUCUAUCUGUCUCCUUUCUGCCAUUUGCCUUUUCCUCCCUUUCCAUGAGCAAGACAAUGAUCUGGGCACUUGGAUGCAUGCUUAUUAAUACACCAUUUGCCAUGCAUUCUUUUAAGCUGGUUGGUAUACUUUAUAAUAAGAUGAUUGUGAAUAGACAGAAGCCCGUCUUUCAUACUUCAACUAUGGCAAGGGCUUGUAUAGCAGCAUUUCUUUCCUUGGAAGUCAAGCUGAACUCCUAGAGUUUUAAACCCCGAGUUACCCUUUAUUUCCAGAAACGAGCAUGCCAGCCAGCAGCCGGUCCUAUUACAGCAGACAAACAAGUCUGUGUUGUAACUUUUUUAUAGUUUUACAACUGUAACUUUAUUAGAGCUGGGCUGACUCUGCAUCGCUUUAUAAAUAUCCCAUUGGUUGAAAAACGCAGAAGUGAAUAUUAUUGUGGUGGUUUUAUGCGUGUUAAUCUUUUGCUUUGCUUGUGCAAUUCUUCUCAAAUUUAAACCUAUCAGGUUUUCUAUUAUUUAAAAGGGAACAGCUAACUGUAAAAUAAAAAAAGGAACACUUCAACAUUAAAGGAACACUCCAAUCACCAUAACCGCUACAAUACAAUGUAGGGGUCAUGGUGCUAGGAGCGCCCUGGCGUCCAACUCGAUAAAUGUCAAACCAUUUUAAAACAGUUUGAUUUCAUAACUGUGGUCUACCACCCACCACUCCCUGCCUUAGAGUAGAGUUGGAAUUUUUCUGCCUGAGCAUAGCUCAGCAGUGCACGACUCAUUGGCUGACAGUGAUCAGCUACCGGUUUGGUCUGGGUGUGCUGGAAUUUUCUGUUCGUUGACUGUGACAUAGGGGGCCCACAUUUCCCGGAUCGCCCGGGACAGUCCCGCAUUUUGAGAGUCUGUCCUGGGUCGCGCUGUCCGACUGAGUCAACUUGGAAUAAGUUGAGCUGCACCGCCGCAGACCUGGAUUGGCCAUCAGGCAAACUGGGCAAAUGCCCAGUGGAUCUCCCCUGCCGGCAAACGCAGGGCGGACGCUCAGUGAGGGCAGCAAAAACGUGACAAAGUCCCUUGAUGGGCCGGUGAGGAAACUGGAAUUCUCCUUCAGCAGCCUAUUGCACAGACAGACAGAGCGGCGCAGGGAGCGGCUGUAUUAAUCUCCAGUUGGGGGGCAGCCAUGUCAAUUUAUGAUUUUAUUAUGUGUUUGUAUCAUGAUUGUACAUAGUGGUUUGGAAAAGAUUUAUCCUCAGGAUUUAUUUGUUGAUAAAGAGACGGAACAAAGCUGCUUUGGAAAAACCAUGUGCAUCAGUGUCAACAAAAUUCUCUUCCUCACACACAUCACACACAGUGAAGGGCUUGUUCUUCCCUGACACAGCACUGUAUACAGUAACACAUAACUCUAACAUAUAACAACCAGCUAAAAAUAAAACAAUGCGUUCUGUUCAUCAACGCACACGUAGACCAGGCUCUAAAGGGUAAUAUCUGACUGACUGGCAUGGACAACAAAUUACACAAAAAAUAGACAAAACAAAGAUAAUGAAAAUUGUCUUUGUCUGUAAGUAAAGUUGAAGUGUCAGUGUGAAUGAGAAAUUGACUGUACAAAACAUAUAGCAAAAAUAGAAAAAGGGAACCGCACUCAAUUCUCUUAAAGUAAAGGGUGCUAACUGGACCACGAUACAGCACUGGCCCAAGAAUAAUAGAUUCCAGUAGCAGAGAGAGAGUCCAUGCACUCCAAUGACUUCAGGCAAAUUUAUUAUCCAAAGUGUGAGCUAAUCCUUGGUGUGAAGUAGUUUGACAAAGACCCUAUCUGGGGUGGAAACGUUGCAGUAUCCCACAUGUUCUAAUAAACAUGCCUGAAGUCAUUGGAGUGCCUAGACUUUCUCUUUGCUACUGGUAUGUACAAAACCUAUAAAACCCAGUGGUUGCAAGUAGAUUAAUUCAUUGAAUUUAUAUACAUGCCUGCAAUACUAUAAAGCAUAAAUAUCUCAUACCUCCCAAGUGUCCCUGCUUAGAAGGGACAGACACUCUUUGGGCUUAAUUCCAUUUGUACCUCUCUCUGUGCUUCAUGCCUUAAAGCUCAGUAUUCUUGGUGUGCCGAAUUUAUACCAGACCUCUACAGCAAAAACACUCCCAGUAAUGUUAGUUUAAAGGACCAGUAUAGGCACCUAGGCUAGGACACUUCAACGCAAUGAAGUGGUUUGAGUGCAGUGGUCUUUUUUUUAAAAACAUUGCAGUUUUCGAGAUACAAUGUUUUUAAUUGCACGGUUAAAAACAUUUCAGGUGGCUCUCUUCCCGACAGCCGUCUGAGGGUGCUUCUAAUGCAACAACUGCGUCAAACUCAGUCAUGUGACAUUCAAUGUCCUCAAAUGCUGAUCAUAGCAAAUUAUUUGAUUUAGUGCAUUCUAAUGAGAAGCAUUUGAUUGUACACUCAACGUCCACAAUGCUUCUGUUAGAAACAGUGAAUGGGAAGCAGAAAGGAAACUGCCUGCGGGGCGACUUAACCGGAGGCAUAAUGGACGGCGGCACAGAAUGACUAAAACCCUUUUUUUAAAACAUUUUAUUUAGGUGGGCCUCUGAAUCUAAACAAGGAGUAAAUCACUAUAGCAUUAGGAAUACAGGUUUGUAUUGAUAUUGCUAUAGCGUUUUUCUUUAAACUAAAAUAAAUGUGUUUCGAAAUCAGUCUGUGUAAAUAGGAUAUUAUUAGAAUAAAAUUGUUCUAUUUUAAAUUUUGGUAGCAUAUAUUGUUAUUUGGAAGUCACCUAGGAUUUCAGUCCCUGGCCACAGCCCCACUCACACCCCUAAGAUAAAAGUAUCCAUGUCUGACAUUUUGAAAUGUCGCGAGGUAUGAUAUCUCGUUUUGAACUCUUUUGAACAUACUGUGGGAUUUAAAACUAUUUGCAGACUAUACAGAUCCACAAACACUGGCAGAGCUGAUUCAAAGAGGAAAUUAUUUUUUUUGAAACUGAAAGAGCGAGUAUAUAGAGAGCUGUGUCUAUAGAUUCCAGAGCAAACACUUCUAUGUAUAUACCAAUGCACACAAACCUCCAAAUCUGUACUUUUAGAGCCUAUUCGGUAAACCGUGAAUUUGAAUGGUUUCAAUAUCGCGAUAUUUUAGGCUUAAAAUGGCCAUUUGGAAAAGAAAAAUACUGAAUUGGAGACUUUUGUCCAUUAUUUUGGAUUUCAUUAUUUGUUAUUUCAAUUCACGUUUUGGAAGAGUGAACCGCCGAGGACAAAACUCUUUCUGUGUAUGUGCCAAUUGAAUGUGUUCAUACCACAUGUAACAUACAGGAUUGCACGUAUGUAAAUCAUCUAACGAGAAGGAAAGCCAUUGACACACAAAUGGAACACAAUGAAUCCUGCUAGGCUGAAUGUUUUUCAAGAUAAAUCUACUAUGGAUGAUACCAUUGCAUUUACUUACUAAACCGUGAUUGUGGUGUAUUGAAAAUAACAAUAGCUACAUUUAGACCAAAAUAGUAAUGAUGACAAUAUAGAGUUUUUCCAGAUAUUGUGGACUACAUCUCCCAUGAUGCUUACCAGCAUUAUAGCUGUUAGAGCAUUAUGAAAGAUGUAGUCCACAAUAUCUAGAGUGCCAAAGGUUGCCUACCCCUGCUAGUAGGUAAAAGAGCAUUUUUUUGGAAGAUUAUGUACUAUGGUUUUCAUUUUGCAAAUCAGGUUAUCAAUUCACAAAGUAGUAAAAAAAAAAAUUGCUACUUGGAAAUAUAAUCAGGGAAAAAAACCUGUAUUUUUCUGUAAGGUUUAAUGAUAGAACUAAGGUACAGAUGCAGUGCAGAGGAUUCCACUGUAAUGUAUACAUUGUUAUUGUCCCCAUCACUGCGUAAAAUCCAUUAUCGAAUACUUUCCAUUCACGUAUUAGGCUCUCAUGCCUAUCAGGCUGUUUAAUGAUUAACCGGUCUACUCUUAAAUCUUAGACUCGACUUGAGAUAAGGAGGAAUGUAGGGUAAAGUUCCAACGAAGCAAGAGUCACCUUGAAAUGCUAGUUUAGAAAUUUCAAUAGUAUUAUUUUAUUAUUUAUAUAGCGCCAGCAAAUUCCGUAGCGCUGUACAAUGUGUGGACUAACAGACACGUAUUUGUAACCAGACAAAUGGGAACUGAGGGGUUGAGGGCCCUGCUCAAUGAGUUUACAUGCUUGAGGGAGACGGGUAUAGUGACACAAAAGGUAAAGGUAAGGGUUAUGAAAUAGGUUGCUAUAACUUUGGUUAUUUUUGACAGUUGCAGGAGAGGAGUCAUGGGGGAUUGACGGGGGUUGAGGGGGGAGGGAUGAAAUCCCGCUAACAGUUUAAAUUAUAUGCUUUGCUGAUUUUUUGAAGGAGUGGAGACUGGGUGAAAGUCUAAUGGAGAAGGGCAGGGAGGUCCAAAGAAAAGGUGCAGCCCUGGAGAAAUCUUGGAGGCGUGCAUCAGAGGUGGGAGUACGGGCAGUGGAUAGAUGUAUGUCUUUGGCAGAGCGCAGGGGCCUCAACGGGACAUACUUGUGUAUUAGGGAGGAUAGGUAGGUUGGAGCAGCAUUAUGUAGGGAAUUGUAAGCAAGCACCAGAAUCCUAAAUUGAGCCCUAUAUCUAACUGGAAACCAAUGUAGGGACUGACAGAGGGGGGAGGCGUCGGAGGUGCGGGUGGACAGGAAAAUGAGCCUCACAGCGGUGCAGUCUGGGAAUACAUAAGACCACUGAGAAGUGGAUUGCAGUAGUCAAGGCGAGAAAGAACAGGAACCUUAGUUGUGUCAAUAUGGCAGCUACCAUGUGGCAUGUCUUAAUUCUAUUAGACUCCUUUACAUUUGUCAAUUUUUUUAUUACACAUUAAAUACCCUGGAUAGCAUAGCACACACAAAAAAAAUGUAUUCGCUCUCAAUGUAUAUUUAAAUCUAUGUAAACACUUUCUUCACAAAUUCAUAUGGAGUUUCAUAUAUGCUGAGGACUUUGAAAAUGCUCACUAUGUUAGUCAUUCCCACUGACACCCAAAUAGCACUUGUCCACUUCACAUUUUUCUUUCCACUUGUGCUGCUACAAAAAGCUCUUCCCAUUUGAAGACCCCGCCAGACGUGUAGAUCAGCACAUUUCAAUACUCUUUUAGACCCUCUACCCAUUUCAGCUUCUGUGAAAUGACCUAUCCAUUUCAGCCCCCUCCAGACUCUGACCAUUUAAGAUCUUCCGCAAACUUCAUGACCUGUUCUCGAACUAUAUACCUACAUCAGAUCCUUCUGAUGAUUUCAGAGACCCUGUGUUGAAGUCAGACCUCUGCACCAAGUUUAGAUCCUUACAGGGUUACACAAGUAUGUAUAUCUAUAUAUAAGCUCCUUGUAAAAAAAAAAUAGUCAACAGCAGCAAAUUAAUUUAUCAGGAGCAGAAAGAAGACUGGUCAUAGCACAGAUAGUGGUGUUUGCCAACAACCAAUAAUCCACUGAGCAGUGGAAGACUCAACAGCUGCAGAUACUGUGAUCGGGGCUGGGCCACUUGGAAUUUUGUGGUUUAUAUACUGAGUGAACGCUGUGAGUGUAACUAGUUUAAUGUUUCCAUUUACGUGACUAACUGGAUGCAAAUGGUAUCAAAUAAAAGUGCGAAUAUAUACGCCUACAUUUUUGCUAUUCGGUGUAUGCGUCUGGGUUUAAUGCUGUGAAAAUCUGGCGUUUCUACAUAUCAUUAGCUAUUGUUUAUGGUUUCUUAUAUUUCAAAUAAUGAUUGUGACCGUUACUAGUGCAGUAAGAGACAGAGUGCACAUAGCAGAGUUUUAACGCAUGCAUUUUGUGUUGCAAUUUUCAUAAUUGAGCCUUAAUUCCCAUAGGAAUUCAGCUAUUAAAGGGUUACUCCAAGCACCAUGACAACUUCAGUGAUUUAAAGUAGUCACGGUACCUGGUGUCUGUAUGUGCAGCGUUUUUCUAUGAAAUGCUGCACAGACUAAGUUUAGCUACUGGAGGGGUCCUAGUGCCUGUGAACACUGUGAGUGCAUCUAAUGAUACUCUUGCACUGUGCUACACAUGGACAAUUCGUUUUUGUCCAUGGAUGUGGGGCACCAGGAAAUGAAGGACCCUAAAAUCGGAACUGCUGUGAGGUCUGAUACAAUGUGCACCAUAACCUAUGCCAGGGGUAGGUAACCUUCAACACACCAUAUAUUGCAGACAUCAUCUACCAUAAUGCUCUUACAGCCGUAAUGCUGGCAAAGCAUCAUGGGAGAUGUCCACAAUGUUACCUACCCCUGACCUAUGCUAUGAAUAUGAACUGUUAAGAAACAUAUAUACUGUCUUUCUAAAUUAUUUCCUCUUUAAAACACAGCUAAAACGAACUAGAAUGAUGUACUGAUGAGCAGCUUGAAGUCUGCCAUUUAUCUUUCAAUGUCACACGGUUACAGGCCGCAAUAGUCUUAUCUAUGGAUCAUACCAGUGAAUUCUAUCAAACUGUUUUGAAAAAAAAUUAAUAGGUUUAUUCAGCCAAAAUAGCUCAACAGGAAAAUAAUUCCACAUCUCAGCUCAUGUGACCUGUUGGUUAUUAUGGCCUAAUGAUUUACAUUCCCUUUUCAAUUCCACGGUUUUUGGUUUAGCAAAUAAAUCCAUUAAUACAGGGGUGCCCAAAAGGUAGAUCCCGGAUGCUUUCAAACUACAGCCUCCAUGAUGCUUUGUCAUUCGAAAUGCAUUUUAAAGGCAUGCAAAUCAUUAUGGGAGGUGUAGUUCUACAACAUCUGUGGAUCUGCCUUGUGGGCAACCCUGCAUUAAUAUUACAGAAUCUACUUGCAUCACAAAUACAUAUAUAAUCCGACUAUUCCUUUAACAUGACUUGUUUUUCUCUUGUAGGGGUCUUUCUCAUUCCUUACAUUCUGAUCGCUAUCCUUGGUGGAAUCCCCAUUUUCUUCCUGGAGAUUGCUCUUGGUCAGUUUAUGAAAGCGGGCAGUAUUGCAGUCUGGAACAUCGCACCUAUAUUUCAAGGUCAGAUCUUUAUCUCUUCUAAAAUGUCAUUGUUCUGGUACUCGGUGCUCAUUCUAUACUUUCUGUGGACAGACGAAUGCUUUUUUUUUUUUACUUUUCCAUGUUCUGUUUCUAAACAUGCUGUGUUGUGACCCUACACUAAUGUAUGUAAGUUCAGCAAACCAAUUUCAAUUCCAAGGGGAAUUCCUUUUUCAAACUCUUGUCUGACAAUGUUGUGCUUUUGUAGCCCUCGGCAUUAAUCCUAUAAUUAAAUGUUUGCAUUUGCAUUUCUAUUUCCUUCUGCUCUACCACUGCUCUUAAUCCAAGGCAUGUCCUUGUAGCCUUUUUUGUGAUAUCCAUGAAUCGUGUAGCUACGAAGGACAAGAACUCAAAGUUACACUUGUUAUCCAUUUUCUUCUCUGCACAUAUUAAUUCAUCUUUGCACAUUGUUGCACACAGGUUAACUGGGUCAAACGAUUUUUAAUCCUGCUAAAAUCUUUUCAAUUAAAAUGGAUAAUAUUAACUUUAGACAGAGCCUAGAACAGAAAGGGAGUCUUUCUGAAUCUGAAGUUUGAGGCCAAUCUUAAGUACGGUCUAGUAACAAAGAAGUCUUGAACUCAACCCAAGAACUUUCUACAUAGGACUCUGUUGCUGAAGGACAUAUCGGUCAAGACCGGUUGUUAAAUCCAAUUUCACAAAACUGUCAUUAUUAGCCAUAUAAGCUCAUAAUUGCUUGAGAGCAUCCCCUAGAUAAAUUUUAAACCUCUGAGAUAUUUACUAUGGUUGUAAGACUACAUCUACAAGAAUGAUCAACACUGAAAUGAUUUAAUAAGCAGCAGACAGUUCUCACUUCAAAAGGCAAAGUAUUUGUAUGUGUAAAAAAAUUCUACUAAAUAUAAAUGUUAAUAAUGUCAUUUUGGUAUGACUUUGUACUCUAAGUGAUAUAUCUUAAAGGAACACUAACAGGGAUAUUCACUGACAUGAGAAUUCAAAGUGAAUCUCAAAUUUAAAGGAACACUAUAGGGGAAGGAAUACAAGCAUUUAUUCCUGACCAUAUAGUGUUAAAACCACCAUCUAGCCCCACUGGCCCCCAUUUUCCCCUGUAAAUUUAGCAAAAUCUUACUUUUAUUGCAGUCUGCUGCUGUUUGCUCUGCCCCUGAUCUGCCUGCUUGGCUGACAUCAUCAGAACCGUUGAACAAAAGCCAAUCACAAUGCUUUCCCGUAGGAUUGGCUGAGACUGUCAAUGAGGCAGAUCAGGGGGAAGUGCCAGCAAAAGCCAAACACAGCCCUUGCCAAUCAGCAUUUAAUCAAUGCAUCUCUAUGAGGAAAGUUCCGUAUCUGCAUGCAGAGGAUGGAGACACUGAAUGGCAGUGCUGCACACUAGACAGUACUGCUCCAGGAAGCACCUCUAGAAGCCAAGGAGUGGCCACGGGAGGUAUCCCUACACUGCAAUGUAAACACUGCAUUUUCUCUGAAAAGACAGUGUUUCCUGCAAAACGCCUGAAAGAAUGAUUAUACGCACCAGAACAAAUACAAUAGGCUGUAGUUGUUAUGGUGACUAUAUUGUCCCUUUAAGGCAAAAGUAGCCAAAAUGGAAGCAUCACUGAGCUACAGAAUGUUUCCGGUUUGGCUACUUUGACCUUAGAUUUGAAAUUUACUUUUGUGAAUAACCUUGUACAGUAUUAGGAAUAUAAAGGUGUUUUCAUAAUGCUAAAAUGUUCUCCUAACUAUUAAGAUGCAGGGUCCCCCUUAAUGAAGUAAAAACAUGGUAAAUGAAGCAAUUACUUACCUUUUUUCCAGUGUCAAGACUCACUCUGUGCUGCUGCCCUCUCCUCCUCGUGCAACGUUAUCUUGGAGGUAUCCCCUUCCUGGCUUCUCUUCCAAUCCAGUAAUUUUCAUAGAGAAGCACUGGGGAUGAGAUGCGUGGCGAGUGCCGCACACGCUUCCAAUCAAAUGCUUCUCCUAGGGAAGCAUUGAAUCGGCAUUUCAAACUCCCAGAGUAUGUUGUGUUUUUUUUUUAAUUUUAUCACUGUGUCAUUGUGUUAUUUAUAUGUGUUACUGAUUACCCCAUUUCUACAUUGAAGGGAUCGGCUUUGCAUCUGUGGUGAUUGUCUUUUUUUGCAACACCUAUUACAUCAUGAUCCUGACUUGGGGUGUCUAUUACCUGGUGAAAUCUUUCACGGCUACGCUGCCCUGGUCACAGUGUAACAACACGUGGAACUCUCCAGAAUGCGUAGAGAUUUUUAGGCACGAAGACUGCAGCAAUGGCACAGCCAAUUCAACCUUUGGCAACUUGACCUGUGACGAGCUGUCGGACAAGGUGUCCCCCAUUGUGGAGUUUUGGGAGUAAGUAGCCUUCAUUUCAGUUCUUUUUUUUUUUUCCUUCAUAUAUUCAAUGUGUAGGGGAAUGCAUUUCUGUAAAUUGUAUGUGUAAGCAUUAGUGUUUUUGUAUGUGUACGAGAUAAACAAUGGAUUUACCAUAAUCUUUGUGUGCAUACUGUCAGUGGCAACCCAUUAUCACCUCCAUGUGCUCUUUUCUAUGUCCUUGCAUACGCAUGAUAUAUAUAAGAAGUAAGCAGAGUCUUUAGCGUAAGGAUGGUAUGAAGCCUAGUAGAACUGGGUGCAGCCAAUGGGAGAUGUGGUAUCCUAUGUUUGCAUCCCAUUGGUUGCACACAGUAUUUUAAUUUAGUGAUACAUAAUAUAGUAUAUUUUUUUUGUCUGCCAUAUUUUUAUUUAUUUUUUAUACACGGUAUAUGCCUAUAUAUAUAUAUAUAUAUAUAUAUAUAUAUAUAUACAAUUUAUACAAAAAUAAAUUUAUAUAAUAUUUUUUUUUCCUGAUUGGCUAUUUUGGCCUUACUUCAAUUUUAAUUCCUGCCAAAUUCUCAGUUUAUCGAAUAAUUCUGACAAUGUUUAGUUUCGAGAUUCCUUUUGACAGAAUCCACUCUCACCGCUCCUUUGAUGAAAGAUGCCCUCUAUAUUUAUAGAUAAAGUGAAGAAGUAAAUUUAUAGUGCAUAAAGACUAUCACUACCGGAACAAGGAGAGUGGUCAACUUAAUCUCCUACUGAUAGGUCUAUUAAAGUCAAGUGGUUCUAUGAUAAUAGUUCUGGUCCUUACAACUGAGAAAAUUGUAGAUAGUACAAAAGCAUUACAUGAUACGUAGCAAGUAAGGCUUAACAAGAGAACUAUUAGGAUAAAUGGCUUAAUAGUAUCAUUCCUUGUUACAAAUAAUAUUUUUGCAUGAAUUGCUUUUAAUUUGGAUAGAAAGUAAUUAAACAUUGUACUAAUUUGCUUGGUAGACAUAGGCGUGCGCACGGGGUGUGCCGGGUGUGCCUGGGCACACCCUAAUCCCCGUGCGCACCCCUAUGGUUUGAGUCCUGCAGGAACAGCGUUCCUGCACUCUUUUGAGCAGGAACGCUGUUCCUGCAGGCACUCAGUGUCCCCUGUUUCACCUCUUGCCCCUGUCAUGGGAGGGCAAGAGGUGAUGAUUCCUCCCCCCCUACCCUGCAGGUCAGCCGCGGCGAGGGAGCUCUCUGCUCUCUGCUUCCUCUCGCCGCGCGCUGAUGCCGGGAGCCGGAAUAUGACGUCAUAUUCCGGCUCCCAGCUCCAGCAGACAGCCCGCGCGGCGAGAGGGAGCAGACAGCAGAGAGCUCCCUCGCCGCGCGCUGACCUGCAGAGAGGCGCCCGCCCCCACUGGACCCCAGGGACAAGUCCACCAGCACUCCAGGUAGGAGGCUGGGUGGACAUUUAAAAAAAAAAUUUAAAAUAUAAUAAUUUGUGUGUGUCUGUGAGUGUGUGAGUAUGUGUCAGUGUGUGUGUGUGUCAGUGUGUGUGUGUGUCAGUGUGUGUGUGUGUGUCAGUGAGUGUGUGUCAGUGUGUGUCUGUAAGUGUGUGAGUAUGUGUCUGUGAGUGUGUGUGUCAGUGAGUGUGUGAGUAUGUGUGUGUGUGUGUGUGUGUCAGUGAGUGUGUGAGUAUGUGUCAGUGUGUGUCUGUGAGUGUGUGAGUAUGUGUCUGUGAGUGUGUGAGUAUGUGUCAGUGUGUGUCUGUGAGUGUGUGAGUAUGUGUCUGUGAGUCUGUGAGUGUGUGUCAGUGUGUGUCUGUGAGUGUGUGAGUAUGUGUCUGUGAGUGUGUGAGUCAGUGAGUGAGUGUGUGUGUCUGUGAGUAUGUGUGUGUUUCUGUGAGUGUGAGUGUGUGUGUCUGUGAAUAUAUAUAUACGUAUAUAUAUAUGUAUAUAUAUAUAUACACACACACACACACGCGCGCGUGUUUGUGCUUUAGGGUGCACACCCUAAUGCAAUAGGCUGCGCAUGCCUAUGUUGGUAGACGUAAGACCAUAUGAUCACUAUGGGAUUUAUUCAGCAGUCGUCUAAAUGGAAUUAUUUGAAAACUGAAUUAAAACAUUUACGCCAAAACUGCCUUAAUGCGACUGUAGAUGAAUUGGUGUACAUUUCCAAUCAGCAUUAUUUUUUCGGCUAAGGUUUGCAAUUCUGAAUUUCCAGACCUCAACAAUUUUGGUAUUUUUUUUUUAAUAAACCAUUUUGUUUUCUUGUAUACGAUCUAUAUUAAUCUUGUACAAGAUCAUCGUUUAGCCGUAAUAUACAUAUUUCGUACAGAGCAGAAACGAUACCUGAUUUUAUUUUAUAAUCAUUGGGGUAGCGGAAAAUCUAGCCUUUCCUCAAAAACAGAGUGGUAGUUGACUCGAUUUCCAAAGUGAUGAGGGAUGAUAAGACUGUGACAGCAGUUAAAGAGGCCAUAGUUAAGAUGGUCCUGCUUUUUCUAACAGCUAUUAAUACUAUUUAAGCCCCUACUGCUGGGAGUAAUUCAGCUGGGAUAAAUGUGAGAAAUACGACUUUCUCACAUCUGCAGUAUAUUUAGGUUCUGAAAGUUAAUUCCAUUCAUUGCCACAUUUUGGCUGCUUUGGCCCGCUUCAUGCCAUAUAAAUAAAUAUACUUAGUAGCCCUUAUGCACAUUAUCAUAGAGAGGACUAAAUUUCAAGUAUUACACUACUAGCCAGACCUUAAAAUGUACUUGCCACUAUAUACCUGGAGUAAUUAUGGCUCACUCACCAAGGGGGGAUUUCUACUCGCCACUGGCUCGUAGAAAUGUGAGCCCUAAUCAUAGGUUUGCCAUGGUGUACAUUGUAUGCCAGACUAUACCUUGAUAAUAAAAAAACAGGAAGCACACCAAAACUACUGCAAAUAUAACUGUAACUUUAUUAACAAAGCAAUAUGACAAUCAGACAUAUAAAAGACAAACAGUGAUUAUGCUAGAAUCUAUGCAUAAAAUAUCAGCAUUGAAAUCAAUAGCCUUCAAGAGCAGGACACAAGUCACACACAAAAAAAGAGCAUUGUUUCGGCACACAGAAAGGUGCUUUUCUCAAGGGUAACCUGUAUCACACCGUAUCUGGUACUGAAUAUUUAACCCUUUAAAUAAAGUUGGUUAUAUUUGCAGUAGUGUUUGCAUCCUGGUUUUUUUUAGACAUUUGUUUUUUAUUAUUAUUAUUUAUAAAAUAUUUUACCAGGAAAGAUACAUACCUAAGGGAGUAUCCAUUUAGGUUUGCACCCUAUAAUUACAUAGUGUACGCUCCAAUGCAAAUCAUUCUAAAACUAUACCUAGAAAGUAUAUGGUGUAUAUAACAGUUAAAAAAUGUGAGCACACACCAUAAGUCAUUUUUAGUUUACCAGUAGUUAUAUAAAACUCUCUCAAGUGGCCUUCCUUCUGUAAUUAAUUUUUUUUUUUUUUUUUAAAAGCUGUGUGAACCCUGCACCUCUUAUUGUGAUUUUCUUUAAAAGUGCUUUGUCUUGUGCUUCGUCUAACCAGGACUUGUACCAGGGAAUUGUACUUUUUAGAACAAAGCAGCAAAGAAAUAGCUGAGUAUUUGUUUUUCCAAUUUUGCUCCUUUGGCCUACAAAUUGAUAUUCCCUGAACAAUUUCAAGCAAUUCAUGCCUCCGUGAAAAUUCCUGUAGGUUUGUGUCUGUGAUCGUGAGUCACGAGCUUGGAGUUCAAUCAUUUUUAUGUGUCAGCAGAAUAAGAACAAGACAAUAGUAUGUACAUCACGUGUGAUUUCUGGGAUCCACGUCUUGCAUUUUAACUCUUCACUGCCUGGCAGCCAAGAGUUAGAAGGGCUAUGAUUCAUCUUGUCAUAGCAUUUUUAUCCAAAAGAAAUGCCAUUCAGAUAUAGGAAUUUUGAAUCAUUGCUGUGAUGUUAGUUUGUGUGCAUCGUGACUGCUUGUACGUUUAUACACAACUGUAAAAAUGACGAAAACUUGGUUGCUUCUUAAUAUUAAAUCAGAAAGGAUUUAAAGUGUAAAAAAAGUUUACUAUAACACAAACAUUUGGAUUGUGCAGGAGCAAUCUUUUACGUUAAAAUACAGCAGUACUUCACACAUGGCUCCAAUUGCUAACCGAUAAUAAAUUUCCAAAAAUUAUCGUUGAAUAUGUCUACUUUGCGUACAUUUUUCAAAUAUCAUCUCAGAUUCUAAGAGGAGCCCCGUAAUACCUCAUAAGUACCAAUUAUAUUCUUUAUUAUCAUCAUGAUUUGUGUCGUUGGACGUGUUCCAGCUUUAAAACUCUUAUUGAUUUGCUGUUGGAAGGACUCUAUAGUUCUAAGAGUGAAGGUCAUUCUUUACUGGCAACGUGUCAGUAGUUUGGUCGAUUAUGUCAUGAUAUUGCCAAUUUAAAAUGCCCAUUAUAUAUUCCUAUAGACCAGUGGUUCGCAACCCAGUCCUCAAGUACCCCCUAACAGUCCAGGAUUUAGGGAUUACCCAGUUGUGUCUAAGGUGUUUUUAGUAAGAAAGAAAAAAAACACUUUAGGGGUAAUCCCUAAAUCCUGGACUGUUAGGAGGUACUUGAGGAGCUACAUGUUGGGAACCCCUGCCAGUUGCUCUUCUUUAAAGAGACACUCCAAACCCUUAAAACUGGACUCAAAGUAACAAGCAGAAAAACAUGACAAAACAAAAAUUCUCAGCAAACAUAGAUUUCAAUAAAAGACUAAUGUGUUUCUUUAGCAAAAUAAUGCAGCGAACGGGGAAAGCAGACAAAUAAAAUAAGAUGAGAGGUAAAGGACUUUGUUAAAAACUUUUUCUUUUUCUCACGGAAAGUUAUAAUAAAAAUAAACUGAUGGAAAAGUAGCAGAAUUCAUAAAGAAUAGAUUGCAGAUCAAAUCCAAAACGCUAUUUUAGUAAGUUUCUUAUUUCGUAGGAGAGGGCAUGUAGAAUUAAGCAAUAGGGAUUACUUAUGGCCUGAUAAAUUAAUGUAUAACAUAUAUUGGGUUUUUGUUUUUUAUAUUGAAUGCUAAGACCCCUCAAAUAAUUUUUAGAGGUAGCAAAAUGACUGACUGAGAAUGGUCUACUAGGGUGGGUUGUACUGAAACCAGACACAUUCUGUACAGUACAAUACAAAAUAAUUGCCUUGUGUAAAAUUUGACUUUAAUUAUCUCACAGGACCAUCUCACUGGACUCAUCCAAAGACCAAGAGUAGGAUGUUUUAAAAACGAUCACUCAAAGAACUUAACUCAUAAUAGACUGGGGUUUAAAGGAUAAUCGUGCUUGUCUGCAGAUGGUUCUGUCAAUGCGAUUAAGAUUAGGAUGAAUUUAGUACAUGCUUAAAUUCUUGGCUUUUAAGAGUUCUAUCAACGCUAGUUUGAGAAACAAAAUAUACAAAGUAAUAAACAGACAAUGUGACACUGAGGAUAAUACCCUGCCCCUCGAACAUUAGCCCUCUAAAUGACUGAAAUCUCAUAGCUAUACCACAAUUAUUGAGUCGUUUUUUAAAAGGAAGUUACUUAACCCCUUAACCCCUUAAGGACACAUGACAUGUAUGACAUGUCAUCAUUCCCUUUUAUUCCAGAAGUUUGGUCCUUAAGGGGUUAAGGACCAAACUUCUGGAAUAAAAUGGAAUCAUGACAUGUCACACAUGUCAUGUGUCCUUAAGGGGUUAAAGAGAAGAGAUGACAUGCUUUCCUAUAUUCUAUCUAAGAGAGUAUCUCAGAAUUCUAAUAUUUUAGAAAUUGAUUUAUUUAUUUCACAAAUCAUUGUAAUUUUCACCUGUGUUUUUACAGUCUACAAACCUUCUGGCCUUCAGUUUGUGCCAGCUCCUGUCAAUCAGUCACACUUAAAUUAGAAUGCACUUAUUUUCCGUGUCGCAAAACAAACUCUAAGCACAUUUAAAAUGUCAUUCAGCAAAUCAGUGUGGCUCCAUUGUUGAUUGUAGACAUUUCCAGUCUAUGGGAGGGUUUUUUGUUCCAACAUUGGAUCAAUCAGCAUAAAAAUGUGUCAAUGUUUCUAUGGUGAUCGUUCCACCAUAAUAUUUAAAAUGUCAAUUCGCCUUUUAAGGUCAGGGAUAAAUUUUUCAGAUUAGGGUUUUUUUUUUGUUUUUUUUUUUUUAAUUACAUUUUUUUUUUGUCUUUAUAACUGUAAUUAUUUUAAUAAAUCAUCAAUAUAUAUAUAUGUAGUUUCCCAAUGUAAUGCAGUUCUUCACUUCCUGUACAUUUGUUCGUUCUCUUGCUAUGAUGUUUUCUUGCAGUGUUGCGAGCGAGUGGCGGUAGGGGAAGUGUGUCCGCGCACUGCGCCCCAGCAAUCCCAAAGAAAGGAACGGAUCAAAUGACCUCUCGCUGGCAGCUGCAGGGUGGGAUGGUCUUGUUAACAUGAUUCUGAAACAUGUGAGCCUGAAAACAGCCUCUCCAAUUUUAAUUAAUCUUUUUAUUUAUGUAUUUUAUAAAACUACUCUGUGAAUUGUAUAUUUUCCCUUCCUUUGUUUGUUUGUUUGUUGUUUGUUUGUUUGUUCGUUUUUUCUUUUUGUUUAACUGUGGUUCUUUGGUGAUGUUGUGAGAUGGUUUCUGAAGAGGAUACUGGUGAAUGGCAUUGACUUUUUGAGAAAUGCUGUCAGACAGAGGGAAUUACUGAGGCUUUAAAUUCUAAAACAGACUUUUAUAAUGCCCGGUCAUUGCCUCUGUAUGUCUGGCUCAUUACAUUAGUCACUAGUCAUAUACCAAAAGCCUACUGAUGCAAACAAAAUGGGGCAAAUGUGGUGCGUCUAUUGGAAAUCUUUUUCAAUUGGUCCAUUAAAACUCUCACUAAUAUCUCGCACCCCUUUUUGACCCAGCUGUUUUGCAGGAGUAAUAUUUUGGGCUUAUUCUUAUACUGCUGAUAAUUGUGAUAUUGCCAUUGGCUUAAACAGCAGUCAUUUUCAUUGCUGGUACAAUUCAUAAUGCCUGAUGAAUAGGACCCUGUAAUAUGACCCCUUAAUUUAUUAUUUCAAAACUUGUUUAGUCUAGAAAGAAUUCUGGAGACGAUUUAGAAGAGGGUAUAUAAAUAAGCGGCGGUGUUUGGCUCUACAGCGUAAUCUGGUGAUAAAUCUAAUUUAAGUCUGUACUAUGUAUAGUACCACGAGGUUAAGUUGUAAAACCCAACGUCGACUUAUUGAAUCCAUACAGCCAUUCCGUCUCUGAAAUCCAUCCUUCUCUUUCCCUUUAUUUAACAAAUGAUGGAUUUUAAAUAUUUCCAGAGCCAGGAUUAAAGAAGAUGGUUGACCCAUAAGAGGGUUUAACUGUUAUCCUUUAAAAAAAUACACUUAAAAAGUCAAAACAGGUGCCCAUUAUUUUUCUGGCAUUAGUCACAUACUGGACGACCCCGGUAAAAGCUAAGGAUAUGGAAUUCUGAGGUCAUCCUGGCCUUGGACCUCUCAUAACAAUGUCAAAUCACUAAUUUAGAAUUAUUAAGCUUAGCGGUGUCACACUGUAACAAAAAAUGCAUUCAGCUAUAUCUUAUGAGUCAUUUUUUUCUUUUUUUAGUGGCCACUGGUCAUUGUUCGUAUUAUGAAUGUAUACAAUGUGUAGUCUCUCCCACCAGCAUUCCUUUUGAUUAGUGCAUUUGUCAGCUGUAAGUAAUGGUCAGAAUAGCACAUUUUAUGCUAGCAGACCUUACUGUUGAUAUUGCAAUUUGCAUUCAUGGAAAUUGUAGAAAAUGAUUUGGACUGUUAAAAAUAGAAACAAGCUCUAGAGGCGCCAAUCUUUAAUCUUUAGUUAAUCAUGUUUGCCUCUUUAAACUUAUCCAGCCAAAUGUCCAUCUAAAUUAUUUCAUGUGUCCCUGUUUAAGAAUUUCUUUUUUUUACCUACAAAUCAUUAAGUGUUCCAUUUAGUUUUGCACUCACGUGCACACACACACAUAGAGGUAAUUAGUGAUUUGGUUAUUUGUGACGUGGAUGAACCCAAGUACAUGGCCAUGUAGUGACCAUUGACAAUUUUGGUGUAUGAAUGGCCAGUACUUCACAGCUCAGUGGUUUUCAGUGUGCAACUUGAUGCUAGACUUGCCCUGGUCAACUGUACGCACUGUUAUCAAGAAGUGGAAAAGUCUACAAGAAGUAACAGCUCAGCCGUGAAGUGGCAUGCUACAAAAGCUCGCAGAAUGUGACAGACGGGUGCUGACGUUCAGUACGCGCAAAGAUCAUCUUUCCUGUUCAACAUCCACUAAUGAGUUGCAAACAUUCUGUUCUAAAAUGUCUCUGGAUGUAUUGCCAGCACAAGAAUGGUUCAAUGGGAGCCUCAUCAUAUAUUUAUUUAUCUUAUGGCCUUUUGUUCUAGGCUGGGUAAUGAUGCUGCCAGAUGUGGACUUAAUCUCGGUAUCUGGACGAUGACCACUUCAAAUCAAUAGAGGAACUAUUUAAAGUGGCCCUGUCACCCCCUCUGAAAAAUAAGUAUUUCAGAAAGAUGGAAUCUUUAUGAAAUACUCAUAUUGAAUGUGUUGGAAUGUCACUGAAAUUCCAAACCAAUCAAGACAUAUACUGAGACAAAGCAGGUUCUACUUUGUCUCAGUAUUUCUAAUACGCCUGACACUUCAAGACACUGGGCGGAGCUACCGCCGUCUAGAAGUGUAAAUCCCCCUAGCCAUCACCAGUGACGGCUGCAGGAAAUUGGCUUUAUCUAUGGAGGGUCUCGUGGAUCCUCUAUAGACCUGAAUGCAGUACUCUUGCGCAUGUGCGAGAGUCCAGCAGUGACAUCAGCUGGUGGCGCUGAAGAGAACCUGAAGACGACCCGCCGGGAGAUGAUGGCGGUGCCUGAGAGGGACAGGUUCAAGUAAGCAGAACUCUCCUUUGCCUACCGCCCAGUGGUGAUGGCACUGUCGGAGGUCUUUUAAAUUCUGCAAAGUCCCUAGACAGUGACGCUGUAAGUCAACAGCUGAUUGCAUUUGUUGGACAUAUUGGCUAGAGACACCCAUCCUUCCUACAUUACCAUAUUUUCAUCAUGCAUACAAAAUAUAUAUAUUACAGAAUUACAAUCUAUGUAACUUCAGCUUAAAAUUAAAAUACAGUUACUCCAUGUAACCAGAACCAACAGUAUUAUACAGGGAGUGCAGAAUUAUUAGGCAAGUUGUAUUUUUGAGGAUUAAUUUUAUUAUUGAACAACAACCAUGUUCUCAAUGAACCCAAAAAACUCAUUAAUAUCAAAGCUAAAUAUUUUUGGAAGUAGUUUUUAGUUUGUUUUUAGUUAUAGCUAUGUUAGGGGGAUAUCUGUGUGUGCAGGUGACUAUUACUGUGCAUAAUUAUUAGGCAACUUAACAAAAAACAAAUAUAUACCCAUUUCAAUUAUUUAUUAUUACCAGUGAAACCAAUAUAACAUCUCAACAUUCACAAAUAUACAUUUCUGACAUUCAAAAACAAAACAAAAACAAAUCAGUGACCAAUAUAGCCACCUUUCUUUGCAAGGACACUCAAAAGCCUGCCAUCCAUGGAUUCUGUCAGUGUUUUGAUCUGUUCACCAUCAACAUUGCGUGCAGCAGCAACCACAGCCUCCCAGACACUGUUCAGAGAGGUGUACUGUUUUCCCUCCUUGUAAAUCUCACAUUUGAUGAUGGACCACAGGUUCUCAAUGGGGUUCAGAUCAGGUGAACAAGGAGGCCAUGUCAUUAGAUUUUCUUCUUUUAUACCCUUUCUUGCCAGCCACGCUGUGGAGUACUUGGACGCGUGUGAUGGAGCAUUGUCCUGCAUGAAAAUCAUGUUUUUCUUGAAGGAUGCAGACUUCUUCCUGUACCACUGCUUGAAGAAGGUGUCUUCCAGGAACUGGCAGUAGGACUGGGAGUUGAGCUUGACUCCAUCCUCAACCCGAAAAGGCCCCACAAGCUCAUCUUUGAUGAUACCAGCCCAAACCAGUACUCCACCUCCACCUUGCUGGCGUCUGAGUCGGACUGGAGCUCUCUGCCCUUUACCAAUCCAGCCACGGGCCCAUCCAUCUGGCCCAUCAAGACUCACUCUCAUUUCAUCAGUCCAUAAAACCUUAGAAAAAUCAGUCUUGAGAUAUUUCUUGGCCCAGUCUUGACGUUUCAGCUUGUGUGUCUUGUUCAGUGGUGGUCGUCUUUCAGCCUUUCUUACCUUGGCCAUGUCUCUGAGUAUUGCACACCUUGUGCUUUUGGGCACUCCAGUGAUGUUGCAGCUCUGAAAUAUGGCCAAACUGGUGGCAAGUGGCAUCGUGGCAGCUGCACGCUUGACUUUUCUCAGUUCAUGGGCAGUUAUUUUGUGCCUUGGUUUUUCCACACGCUUCUUGCGACCCUGUUGACUAUUUUGAAUGAAACGCUUGAUUGUUCGAUGAUCAUGCUUCAGAAGCUUUGCAAUUUUAAGAGUGCUGCAUCCCUCUGCAAGAUAUCUCACUAUUUUUGACUUUUCUGAGCCUGUCAAGUCCUUCUUUUGACCCAUUUUGCCAAAGGAAAGGAAGUUGCCUAAUAAUUAUGCACACCUGAUAUAGGGUGUUGAUGUCAUUAGACCACACCCCUUCUCAUUACAGAGAUGCACAUCACCUAAUAUGCUUAAUUGGUAGUAGGCUUUCGAGCCUAUACAGCUUGGAGUAAGACAACAUGCAUAAAGAGGAUGAUGUGGUCAAAAUACUCAUUUGCCUAAUAAUUCUGCACUCCCUGUACAGUCUUACAUGGUUAUGGUACUGUGUUCCAUGAAUCUCACAAAUGGACUGCAUGAUGCCAUAAUCUAACCAUUUGUUGCAUGUCACACAAUCAUCCAUAGUUAUAUCUGAAAAUGUGGGUAAGAAAAAUCCUGAAAAUAUAUCAUAUAUUACAUAUUCUACUGUCCACUAAGUCCUGGGAAGGAGCCUCUUAAUUGUACUGCAGACAAUAAAAUUUAAGAUCAGUGAUUCGCUACAAUGUUCUAUGUAUUGUGGUCAGGAGCCUGUGACCUGAAGAACAUGGAAUGCAACCAGUGGGGAAUCAUGAAAAUAGAAUGGGUAACCAAUUAUGGUUCCCGAUGCUUUUUUAGAUGCCUUGGCGCUUUCAACCUUGCUGCAACUGUUUGGAGAAAACCUUACCCUACAUCACAGUGGCCAAAGGGAGGUCCAUGCGGAAAUUGGUUGGCCUGAGCAGAAUCUUGACCUUGGCCUCAUUAAAAUCCAUUGAAAUGGUACCAAACGUACAAAGCUAUCAACAAAUAUAAAUACUCAUCCUUAACUUGUAUUAGAAAUCUCCCAAAAAGAAUGAAGGCUACAGUGUGACCAACUCUAAACUAAUACGCAUGAUUCUGGAACGAGACAUUUGGCAAGCAGGAUUCCAUGUUCUUUCUACGUUUCUAUGGACAUGCAUAGAAUGCCUUCUGAAAAGCACUCAAUAGUCUAGAACAGUUUUAAGUUAUUUAGUUAAGUUACUAUAUCAGUUAAAAAAUAUUAUUUUUUUAUCACACUUUUCAAAUAUUAAGUAAAUCUAGCAUGUCUCGCACAUUACUUGUUAUUGGUACCAUGUAAAUAUUUGUGCCUAAUGCAUGGAUUAUUGGGUACUACGUAAUUUGUGCUUAAUGCAUGGAUAAUGUUGUGUUAUGUUGUAUACCCGUGUUAUUUUUAUUUCAUUUUAUUUAUUUACGUUAUAUUUUCUACAUGUGAUUGUUGUAUUUUAUGAAGCCUUUUAUGUUGUGGCUUUAUUAUUAUUUAAUAAAUGCUGUAUGAAACUAUUUUGAAGUAGCUAAACUAUUCAAAUCAAAUUAGCAUAUAUAACAUUCUUAAUUCAUUCUUAAUGUUUUCUUAUUUUAAUCACUUAUGUUAUAUCAGCUGAGGUCUUCUAGGAUUUUAAAAAGGCUUCCUCCUUGCCCUUGAUUCAGCCAUUUCCCUAGUAAACAUCACAUGCACAUCAAAACAAUUACUGACUGGGAGACUACACAUUGUUUUAGAUUUUUUUUAAACUAUUUUGAGCGUAAGGUCCCUUGAAAUAAAAACAAUACAAAUUUUUAAUGAUGACACCUAAUGUACUCUUGUACUAGCUAUUUGUAAUUUUAUAUACAGCAGUUAUUUUUCUUUUUUUUUUCUUUUUCAAAUCUAUCGAUAAAAAGAAUAACACAGUAGAAUGAAAAGACCUGUUUAAUGCUUUGCAUUUUUUUUCUUAUUUAUUGUAACUUAUUUAACAAAUAUGCACUCAGGGGCUAAAGACAUCAAAUUAAGUAGCCACUUUAGGUAAUUAGGAUCACUCUCUAUGUCUUUUAUUGGAUUAUAUGUCCCCUGUCACUCAUCUAUUUGAAUAGAUUUCCCAGCUACGAAAAAGACAAAUCGCAUAUAUAUUAUAUAGAAAUUUAAUUUUUUCUUCAAAAUUCUUACCACAAUAAAAUGCUAAUAAUUUAUUCUACAUUGUUGCCAUUGCAUCCCCUCCACUACAAAUAAUUUACUAGGUGAUCGUUAGUGAUUUCCCUUAACCCCUUAAGGACACAACUUCAGAAAUAGAAAGGAAUCAUGACGGAAUAGUUCCGUCAUGUAUCCUUAAGGGGUUAAGAUUUUGAAUGCCAGAGGGUCACGUAAGACUUUUGGAUAGUGUGAGGUUGUGUACAUUGUGUCAUUAUCUGUAAAUCUCACUGUAAUCAUUCUUACAGGAACAAGGUUUUAAGACUUUCUAGUGGGCUUGAUGAUUUGGGCUCUGUAAACUGGGAGCUGCUCCUCUGUCUGCUGGGGUGCUGGUUGUUGGUGUACUUUUGUGUCUGGAAAGGCGUCAAGUCAACAGGAAAGGUACGGAAACUUCCAGUACUAAUUAUGGGUAAAUUCUCUUGCAAAAAUCCGGUAGUAUUGUGCCGGGAGUAACGUUGCAGGAUCCAUGUUCGCUAUCUUUUCCCUGUGCUAUAACAUAAUAUGUCAGUGCACAAUGUAGUUUAGCAGAGCUGGCCAAGUCGUAGUAAUGAAAUUAACCCUUUCUAACCCCGUAAUAGGGUUCCCGUAUGUCUCGACUUCCAAAGAUAAGGUUGUGGUGGCAAAAGAGUGGGGUUAUUUAUAUUGUAUAGAAUGUAAAACUCAUUCCUGAAGGGUCCUUAGUAACUCUCUGUUUCUUCUUAAUACUUGUAAUCGUUUGUUUCUUGUUUAUCCUCCUCAUUAAAAUGGUAAAUAGUUCAGUAGUGACCAGGGCCCCUAAAAUGUCUAGAUUCCUCAUCAACUUGUUACAGCACUACAGCUAAAAUCAUUGGUAGUUUCAUCAACUUUUUCUCUCUGUAGGCAAUACACAUAUAUUUAUUGAGAAUUGUAAUAUUACGAAGUACAGAUUAGCGCAGAUCAGAAUAGUUUCUCUAAAAAUCGGAUAUAAAUACAAUAUUAUGAUUUGCGUGGCAAGACCAUACAGAAUAGAGUUAUAAUUGAUUAAAGGAACACUAUACUCACUUAAAUUACUUUAGCUAAAUAAAGCAGUUUAGUGUAUAGAUCAUUCCCCUGCUCAAUCCACUGUCAUUUAGGAGUUAAAUCACUUUGUUUCUGUUUAUGCAGCCCUAGCCACACCUCCCCUGGCUAUGAUUGAUAGAGCCUGCAUGAAAAAAAAAACUGGUUUCACUUUCAAACAGAUGUAAUUUACCUUAAAUAAAUGUAUCUCAAUCUCUAAAUUGAACUUUAAUCACAUACAGGAGGCUCUUGCAGGGUCUAGCAAGCUAUUAACAUAGCAGGGGAUAAGAAAAUCUUAAUUAAACAGAACUUGCAAUAAAGAAAGGAUAAAUAGGAAGUGUUUAUGGAAGGCUGUGCAAGUCACAUGUAGGGAGGUGUGACAAGGGUUCAUAAACAAAGGGAUUUAACUCCUAAAUGGCAGAGGAUUGAGCAGUGAGGCUGCAGGGGCAUAUUCUAUACACCAAAACUGCUUCAUUAAGCUAAAGUUGUUCAGGUGACUAUAGUGUCCCUUUAAGUCUAAGAUAAUUAUGGCUGACCUUUGCACAGAAUUUAUUGUGAACGUUAUAUUCUACAGUGCACAGGAAAUACCACUGCUAGUCACUGGUUUAUGGGAUAGCUUUGUUCGCUUUACAAUGUGAAGAUUGGGUUUUACAGCAGUGCUAUCGAUGAUAAGACAUUUCUGGCACACAAGGCGUUAACAGGGACUUUGAACUCUCACGAGUCACUUCCCUCGGCUGCACUUUGCGGAUAAAAUGUAAAUGAGAUACUGGAAAAUUCCACUGCAUGAUAUAUGGACUUAACCAUUCAAAAGGCUUUUUAGAUCAUUUGGAAAAGAUAUGAAAGUAAUCACAACCCAUUCUGUUACUAACUGGCAGAAUUAACCCUUUAAGGACAGAUGGUGUGCCAAGGUUGUUAAGAAAUAGUUAGGUUUGCCUUAUUUUUUUGUCACGGUGUCCUACAUGUUCCACCAGAGUAUUUAGUGUUUGGAGGGGAGUAAUGAUCACAUAAUAAUGCAGGCAGUCCCUGGGUGUUUGGGGAUCGCUUACAAUAAGUGGUGCGCUUUCUGAAUGACAGUUCUCAAUGCACUUGUUUGUGCAUAGCAUGCCACCAAUGUAGGGCAAUACAUGUUCGGGCUCCUUUCGGCCUACAUUUAAAGAAGAGUGUUGUGAAUUUUAUAAUUUUCAAUUUCAUAUGGCUGUGGAGUGUAGCACAGGCCCCCUUGAAACCAAAGAGGUAAAAUAAACUGUUGGUUCAGAGCACAUCUUCCUCACUUGUUUAUACAUUCCUUGGGCAAAUUCUAUCUUGAACUUGGCCAUUGCAUGAUUUAAUUUUUAUUGACAUUGGUUACACUAAGUGUUAAUUGUCGAGAAUUCAGUUUUAAAAUAUAAAAGUUUAAAAUGGCAAAUUUAGGCCCGAAAUUGCCAAACUGAAAAACAAUCUCGGUAAGUUUGCAAUGCUUUAAGUUUAGCUAUUUUGGCCAACAGCAGAUGAGGUUACACAAAAAAAUAAAUAAAAAAUGAAUAAAAAACUAGCGAUUUGUCAAAUUUUUCAAAUGUCGUUUUUGGUUACAUUUGGGGAGGGAGUAAACGCAUUUGGCUCAGCAACAGUUAAACAAUAGGAGUGAAUAAAGAAUGAUGGAGGAGGUUUGGGGAGUGCCCUUGAAAUAUCCUUGACAGUUCUUGAUCCCAUUCAUCAGUUCAACCUCUCUUGGUGAGACAGAACUAUUAGUACUCAGGACUAACGAGAUAAGAUUUAAAUCCAAGAUGCUGCGGUUGAGUUAAGGAAAUGCUAAUCAUGGAGGUCAUUCUCUAAAAAAAUAAUUGAAAACCAAAUAGCAAAUUUUAGGACCAAUUGGCUGUAAUGGAAAUCCAAAUUUUCAAUUUAGUUUUUUAGUUCCUCAAAAUUCACUGUUUAGUGAGUACAUUCCUUGGUCUCCGUUUUUUGUUUUUGUUUUUGUUUUUGUUUUUUAAUUGGAACAUUUUGUUUCGUUGUAUCAUGUUGCUAAGUCAUCACCUCGAGGAUUUUUCACAAUCACAUGUCUUCAUAAUAAUCCAACCUCUGGUAACAAACAACCCAAACAAGGCGAAAGCUGUUAUCACUCUGAAAAAUAAUACAAGCAUAUUAUAAACUGGUCUACAGUGCACUUUUUGAAUGAAUAUGUAGUUGUUUACGUGCUUGGAAAAGCUUAUUUUUUUAUUUUUUAAAUUCUUGAUUUUGUUAUGACAGAAGGCAUAAUUAUAAACAAAAAAAAAUCAAGGCUUGUGCAAAAGCCAUCUUAAGAUGCAUUAUCUUAUUGUACAUUUACAGUGUAUGAGUACAGAAUAAAAAAUUGGGUAAGUUGUUGCACACAUUAUGUUUGCGGGAAGUGUGGCGUCUCGUUGGUGGUCUGUCAAGGGUUUCCAACGUCCAGGUGGUGUUGGAGUAGAAGGGUGGUGGGGUGUCGGUGCGCGCCUGGGGGGGUAUGUGGGUAGUAAGCUUUUCUCGGCAGGUGGUCUAGUCGGUGUUCCGGUCGUGCCGGUUGCGGUUUGGUGUGGGGAUGUAGCGUAUACCUAUUGCUGGAAAAGCUUUUUAAUAACUAAUGACACUUGGAGAGAAUUCAACAUGAUUAUCUCCAUUGGGCAACAUUUAAAAAAAGAAUAUCUGCCCAUUCAUGCUGCAUGUUCACAGAAUUUCCCCCAAAUCUCCCUUUCUAUCCUCUGUCAUUCUUCAUAAUAUCCAUGUAUAUACGACAUGACUCCUAAUUACGCCUCUGUUGAAUGUCCCUCCGUUGUCAUUUUUUCAGACUGAAAAAUUCUUUCCCCUUUUUUCUUAACCCGGAGUUUGCAAUUUCUCUGAACUCAGGAUACGAGUUUAUCUUAGGACUCCGUGGCUAUAAAACUCACAGUGGUGUUUGUUUAGACUCUGCUAAGUGUGCAUGUAAAUUAACUUGUGUAUAUAAAAUUAUAUGGCUUAUAGCCAUUUAGAAUGCUGUUCUUCAACAUGAAGAAUUGCUAAACUAUUCCAGCGAUAGUUCUAAAACAUUAGACCAACCUUAUUCACUAAAGUGAGAAUUAAUUCAAAGUUCAAAGGGCAUUCAUAAUUAAUUUAACUGAACUGUCCCUUUAGAAUUGUAAACCAAUACGAGGCAUGUGAAAUAACUUUUUUCCAAAAUAGCCGAAUUGGAUACUCUGCAUCCAAUUUGGCUAUUUUUAACCUUAAAUUUUAAAUACACUUGGAAUUGACAUGGAAUUCCUGAAAAGUCCUACUUUAUUGAAUAAGCCUGUUAUCAUAUUCAGAGCCUUUGAUUUUAAGAUACUGGCUGAUAGUCAGAUGAUUGAUUUAUGUAGGUUGACAGCUUGAUGCAUUUGUACAUCAAUAUUGGAUUUCACUGUCCCUUUAACGAGCGGGCCUGUUGACUCUACUCGUCACGUAUAACAUUCUCACUGGCUGAAAUCGACUAGUGUAGUCAUGAGUUGGUUUUACGCAGAACAUGUAAUGCGCUGUGCGUGAAUGGUGAUUAUUGGGCUGCGUAUCUCGUGUCCUCUACGUGGAUAGCGAUCACGUCUGCUGUAGACAAUGCUGUAGACCUCCCAGCUUGUGCUUAUGCUUAGCACUUGCAUAUCCAUGAAUGGGAGAUAAGGAUUACUGCAACCUCAUCAGCCUCUGACAAAUCUAGGCCAUUGUCUCUAAAGCCUCUUGGCUGUGAGCACACUGCUUAUUCAGUCAGUCCAUUUUCCAGCCAAUGACCUAUAAAGAGGCUGGCUAGCAGGGCUAGUGACACUUUUUAGAUUACAGACGACAGAAGGAGGUGGAAGAGUGGGAAAGAUGAACGUAAUGUUAUGAAUGAAGCUUGUGGAGCACAGCUCCCACUCUGAGACAUUGUUCCCCGCUGAUUGUGGUAUUUCUGGACCAUAGGAAUGUUCACAAAGAAUGGGGUCAGAUGGAAGAGGCAAGGCUUGAAUGGAACAUGAUGAGAUAUUAUGUUAGAGAAAUUAAUUUCACAUGACCCGUAAUGGUUUACAAUGUUAAAGGGACAGGAAUGCUGCAACUUGUGCUCACUUAAUAUAAAGGAAUACAUUUAUUUAGAGAAAUCAUUAAGUAUGUGCACUCAUUAAAUUUUUGAGGGAAAAGCUGUUUUUCACUUUUAUACUCCUGUGCUAAUACUUGUCGAUCACUUUGGGGACCUUUCACUAUGUAUAUUUUUGUAUGUGUUUUAGAUUUUUGUUUGCUACUACAUAAAUUAUAAAACCUUUCGUUUUAUCUGAACACUCUCAGUGGGAGGGCAUAUUACCCCCGAUAACUUUCCUACAUUCAAUUUAAUAGAGCUAUAUUUGAGCAGAUGUCCCUUUUCAUUCGCAGACUACGAUAAUGAAAAUAUUUUUAGCAUUUCCUUAAAUAGGAAACUAUUUACAGUGUGCUAAGAUAUUUCUUUCUGAAUGCGUAGUUUAUAAGCCAACUGCCAUACAAUCAAUAAUAUGUUUUCAGGGGCCGAAGCCAACCAGUAGUUCCCCAUUUAUAUAAAAAUAAGCUUGCAUCGAGUACGUACCUUUUUAUGAAUGUGGAGCUACUGAUUUUAUGCUGCCAGAACAAUUCUAAUUUUAAAGGUCCUUUGGUUUCUUAACUCAUCUUUUAAUUUCUAUAUUUCAGAUUGUCUACUUUACUGCCACGUUCCCAUACGUGGUUCUUCUCAUACUUCUUGUCCGUGGUGCUAUGUUGCCAGGAGCUGGAGAAGGUAUCAUUUACUACCUGAAGCCUGAUUGGUCAAAGCUUGGGAGUGCUCAGGUAGGAGCCUAUAGGCAAGAUUUAAAUCAUGUAGAAAUCCAGAACUUUUCUUCCCAAAAUGGUUUAGAGCAUGCUCUUGGUUUCAACCAGAUUAUUGAUUGAUGUUAAAUUAUCCAUCUGAACUGAUUGUUAAUUGUUAUGUCCCAUCUUAAUAGUUCUUUUUCAAUCAACCACGGAAAGAUGAAUAGUCUUAAUGAAGUCUUGGGGUCUCGGGUCUGAAUGUCAAGAGACAUGGCAAUUGGCCAACUGAGCUAUUUCUAUGAGUUGUUCCUUUUAUGUUUCUUUGCGUGGCUGUUAUAAUUAAAUCAGAAAGUCAUACAUACAUUUUUUUAAAAGGAUUAAAUUAUAUCCCACUUUUAGUCCUGUGUGGAGAUGACACCAUGGUGCUUGAUAACCAAGGCAAGGGGCAUGCAAACCAAAUAACACCCAGCAAAGUAGGGUUAUCGAGCUCUCUUCAUGGGAGGGUUCUACUGCUGUGUGACACAUCUUGCUCAUACCUCCUCUAGCACCACCUGCUACUCACCUAGCCAUCACUACCAUAUUGCCUGUUGUGGUUAAUAGACAGGUGUGUGGAGCCCUUAGACAAUGUCCUAUGUUGACUAGAAGUAAAUAAAAUGUAUAUUUUGGACAGUGUUUCACAUGUAAAUUAUAGAUGUCUUUUUUUGUUUUUGUUUUAAAAGAGUAACAAAUUGGUACAUGUAGCCAUUGAUUAUCAGGUUAAAAGAAUAAACCAUAGUUGUUUUGCCCAUUCUUUAGCUACCAAGAAUGGAUUUCUGAACACUUUGUAAUCUGCCUCUUAUCUCAUGGUCUAGGUGUGGAUCGAUGCUGGCACUCAAAUUUUCUUCUCCUACGCCAUAGGACUUGGAGCUCUAACAGCCCUGGGCAGCUAUAACCGCUUCAACAAUGACUGCUACAAGUAAGAGGCAGCUGUUUAAGCAAACAUAUUUAGACUAGGUUUUACCACAUAAAAUACAGUUAUGCAACUUUUACCUAGCAUUGGCAUCAGUAACAUUUCCUGUGGCUUUGAGUUACUCCUGGAAGGGGCAUCUGGUACACAGAUUGCCAGUGAUCCAGUUUAUUUCGGAAAGAGGGACUAAGAUCCCUCUCAAUCUUAGAUGGCUAUGUAUGCCUUGAAAAUACUUUGCGGUACAUCUGAAUCAAAAUCUAGAACAUUAGAGAUUGUCUCUACGUAGACUAGAAUACUCAGUGGCUUUGGUUCCAUGAUUCCGGCAUGAGAAUCCAAAGGCCUUAGCCAAUAACAAUGAUGUGUGAACAUAAGAAAGAUUGGCAGAUGGUAUGAUAUCUACAGAGAAGUAUACAUUAGCAAAGCCUAAAAAAGACAUACUGAGCUACAACUCUUUAACAGUUUUUGAUGUGAUUUAAUAUCAAAUUUUUCCUUUAUCAUUCUAAAAAUCAUUCUUUGUUGCAUUACCAUAUCUAUUUAACUAUUCCUUUUAUUUCAAUAGACGGCAUAUCUUCUAAACAAGGAGCUUAACAUAAUUUUACCACGUAGUUAAGCCCGUAAUUUAUCACUGUUGCGUCAUACAAGCCUCAUCGGCUAUUUAUAUCAUAGAAAAUGUAUAGUAUUCAAUCACAUUAAGACUCUCUUUGUCAAAGCAGGUCUCAGGUCUCCUUUAUGGUGAACUAUUUUAUAAAACCUUUAUUAAGUAAGGAUAGAUUUUAGUUACUCUCCUGGUAGACUCUGUUACUUAGAUAAAUACCAGUGAAAUCAUCAGCUUAUAAGGAAUCCUCCUCCUGGGACCCAAGAAAUCAACAGCUUCAGUGUACAAAAACCAGUAAUAAAAAUAUGACUCACUCUGUCUUUGUAGACAAUAUAAAUUUCAUAGAAUUAACACUUUGUGAUUUAUUUUCCUGAGUCAGUGAUUGAGUUCUAAAGUGCUGUGUAAAUUUGGAACCUAUAUCAUCUUGGCCUUGUAUGAGAUAUUUAUCCAUCUCAACUAUAUUGGCCUAAAUGUAACCGUUUAUUGAAUAAGACCCUUGUUAGUGCCGAUGUGGUGAGAUGAGCAAAAUAAAUCCACAGCAUUAAGAUAUGUUGAUUUGUUUUGUUUUUCUAGGUAAAAAUCCCAUGAACCUUUUACCACUUUUUAUUUAUUUUAAAUAAAAUUGCUAUAUGAUAUGUAGUGUGGAGCAAAUGACAGAAGAACAAUCUGUUCGUAGCAAUGUGGAUUUUGAAGGGAUGGCCACUUUAAGAAGCUCAGCUACUGGGCUCUUGACAACCCUGUGAACGAGAGAAAUUAAUGUCUGGCUAAGAGCAGCUGCUGUAAGCAGAGCCCUAUGAGGCAGUAGGGCAUGACACCUCGCUCAGCUGCUGUGGACAACACCAAGGAUCAUGUUCUGUUUUCAUUUAUAGGCUAGAGUGCUGUGACCAUGGAAGGCAAAGGGGGUUCUUGUUGGGCUAUAGUCUUUCUUUCCCUUCACAUUCCGUCCCCAUGCUUGGUGGUCAGAUCUCUGCAUCUCUUAUUUUUCCUGUAUUUAACCCUGUGACUGCUAUGUGGUAAUCAAUGUAUGCCUCUUAUGGUGUGUUGCAUAGCUAAAGGGUCAUUUUAAGUUCCAUAGAAAGUUAAAGCGGCACUGUCACCAUUUGGGGACUUUUCCAAAUUCGCCAAGUACCCUAAUGGUAACAUCACCGCUGGGGGUCCGGUGGCCGAGGGGAGCAGGUAAAGGUGAGUUCUACUUACCUAAACCUGACACUCGCGGGUCCAACUAUAUUGGUCCGGCGUGGUCCUCCUCAGUGCUGACACCACUGCUGUGCACUCGCUCAUGCGCAAGAGUACAGCAUCCAUGGGGUCUUGGGAUCUUUCAUAGACACAGCCAAUUCCGUGCAGCUGUCACUGUUGACAGCUGCAGAGACUGACACUUCGACUCUGCCUUGUUUCAAAGAAAGUCAGGCGUAAGAUUCUAUCUUUAUGAAAUAGUCAAUUUUCAUAGGGGAUGACAGUGCCGCAUUACCAAUGUUGCAUCAUUGCACCCAUCCUCCUAUCUGUGAGUGGCUUACAACUACAGCAAACUAUAGAACAUGUUGCCACUACUACUAUAAGACAGCCCUCUGGAGCUGUCAAUUAGUCAGACAGAAUUCUAUCUUCCAGGAUGACUGUAUCAGUUUUGUCCAAAUGGUGUGAAUGGAAUGCACAUGCUACACAACUUAAAUUGAGAUCUGUUUUCCACAUGGACUGUGCCAAGCCGCAGUUCGUGUAUACCUUUAGGUUUACUAAACCAUUAACCCACUUUUUUUAACAGAUAGCAGCCAUGGUAUGGCUGCUAUAUACGUUUAUAGAACAGUUCCAUUCAUCCUAUGAUCUUGCUGGAGAUGAUUUUAUAGUAUAAGAGAAGACCCCUUAGAACAUAAUAAGAGACUCAAGAUUGGUGACCCAUUUCAAGGUCAAGGAGGAAUUUGUUUGCUGUAGACAAGGUGAGUUAUAUGUACAAGAACCUGUCCUUCACGGACUCCACCGUGCUGUUCCUGCCGGUCCUCUUCAGCUCAUGGUACUUUAGCUGCCCGGAGCCCAAGUCAGCAUUGUAAUCUCAUGCGCGAGAGUACAGCACUGGGGAGUACAGAGGAACCCACCGACCCGCAAAACAUUAGUGACUACUGAGGUUUGACAAAAGGGAGUACUGCCUUUUUGUCAGGCUUGCCAAGUGUAGGAAAAAUACUAAGAAAAGGUAGUCCCAACUUUGUCUCUCUUUUGCCUGAGCUGAAAUUUCAGUGAAGUUCCAACACAAUUAAUGUGAGUAUUUAAUAAAAAUGUUAUCUUUAUCAAAUACUCAUUUUGGAAGGGGGGUAGUUGACCGUGCCACUUCAAGGUGUAGCAGGUUUUUUUGCCAAUCUUUCCCAUCAAAACUGGGCACAGCAUCGUAGAUAGAAGUCACAACUAUAAUGCAAAGCUGCUGUAAGAACAUAUUCUGUUCUCCACAUUCAGCUCGUUUUUCAUAGACUUUUCAUUUUUCUGAUACCUGGCCCAUGCACUUACCACCAUCAUCAUUGUGCCUAAUCUCUAAUGGGUACAUUGAUGUACUGUGGGUUCCAGUAGACAGGCGCCUUUAGUUCCAUAAAUAAUUCUCGUGUACAGGAUGUGCUUUGAAUCCACAAGAGCUGCAGCCAAAUUUAUGUGACGGUUCUAAUCUCUAGAGUAUAUUUAUGGUAGGCCCCCCACAUGGUUAAUGAGAUGUUGUCACCACUGUCUUAUGUUAAGAGAAGGUUACAGUAUAAAUGAAAGAAUGAUUCAAUGCACCUUGCCUUUCUCAGCUUCACUAGUCCUUCUCCUAGCAACCCUACUCAGCAAAUAUUAGCUUGAAUAAACAAGUCCAUAGGUUUGCCAUGGUAUCAAACAUGCAUUAUAUGCUUCUUGUUGUAGAUAUGUGAAGUUUAUAAUAUGUUUCUGCUUGAGAGCAAUGAAUGCACUUAGAGUUGACAGGUUGGCGACAAAUUUAAUAAACUUUUCCGCUUCCUGUGUUCUCCUAUAGAUCUUGGUGAUAAUAUAUACAGAUAUAUUAACAUGAAUAUCCCAGGAGCUACAGCGUUUUUUUUCUUCUUUAUUUAAAGUUUUAGACAUUUUAACAUUUCUACUUUAUAACUGGAGAAACAGAUCUGCUACUUUUUACAUCUUAGCAUCCAAUGUAAAAAUGCUAAAUCGCUUUCCACAUCAGUUUGCACUUUAAAAAGUUUAAAAUGUAUGAGUUAAAAACAAAACAAAAGAAAAGCAACCUAAAAAUGCACAAAUUUAAUAACCAUCCCCAUACCAGAUAUUUUAAUGACCUAAAUAUACAAUAUAUACUUAAAGGGUUGCUCCAAACACCAUCACCACUUCAUAGAUUUGAAGUGGUCAUGGUGCCUGGAGUCUGUAUAUGCAGAGUUUCACUUUGAAACACUGCACAUACAAGGAUUAAACCCUCUGCUGACAGAGAUGUAACUCAGAGAUGUAACUGCGCCAACAACAGCGUUUUAUGAGUCUCAUUAGCUUAAAGGAUCACUAUAGGGUCACGAACACAAACAUGUAUUCCUGACCCUAUAGUGUUAACACCACCAUCUAGCCCCCCUGGGCCCCUCAUGCCUUCAUAAAUAUAGUAAAAUCUUACUGUAUUCAAGCCUGAUGCUGUAACUCUGCAUGCUGUUAGACUCAGAAAAACAAGCAGUCUGCUGACAUCAUCAGAAGUGGUAGCCUGAUCCAAUCACAAUGCUUCCCCAUAGGAUUGGCUGACACUGAUCAGGGGCAGAGCCAGCAUGAUUCAAACACAGCCCUGGCCAAUCAGCAUUUCCUCAUAAAGAAGAAUUUAAUCAAUGAAUCUCUAUGAGGAAAGUUCAGUGUCUGCGUGCAGAGGGAGGAGACACUGAAUGUUUGGAUACAUUUUAGGCAGGCAUGACCCAGGAAGGAUCUCGAACAGCCAUCUGAGGAGUGGCCAGUGAAGUUAUCACUAGGCUGUAAUGUAAACACUGCAUUUUCUCUGAAAAGACAGUGGUUACAGCAAAAAGCCUGAAGGUAAUGAUUCUACUAACCAGAACAAAUUCAAUAAGCUGUAGUUGUUCUGGGGACUAUAGUGUCCCUUUAAUGUCAAUUAUGGGCAACUUUUAGAAUUUCGCUCUUUGGUCAGCAGACGCUUCCAGCUUCUGCAGCUCCGCAGAAUCCAUAAACAUGUCACUAGACCAUCAGGGAGCAUCAGAACCCAGCAGAGAGCAGUAAGAGGGUAAACUGUUACUAAAUGGUUUCCCAAAUUGCUGAGUAACCAGGCCAGGAGUACCUCAUAAGCUCUACAGAGGGCUGUAGUGGUUAUGGUGCUUGGAGUAUCCCUUUAAUAGUCUUUUCAGGCCAACUGCAGAGUCCUGCUUACAAAAAUUCGAACAGUUGGCCAUCUUGAGCUUAUUUGAGCAGGGCUUUCCUCACCUCUUUGUUCGGUCUACUUUAUUUAAUUUGUCAAUGACCUGCUGUUUUAAAUUUUGUAAAUAAUGUAGAAUAAGUUGGCACUGCAUUAGUGAUGGUGACAUAAUAAUAAUAAUAGUGUUCAUGUAAGCUUUUGAGAGUGCAGUCUUGUGCUUAAUCUUGUGCUUAAGUCAUGUGAUGUUUGCUUUACGAGACUUAAAACAUCCCGGUGAUGACGCAGAUAUCAUCUGCAGCUCAAUGUAAAAAUAAGAAGAAAUAAGUAAUUAUAACAACCUCUUUUCUCUCUUGUUUUCCAGGGAUGCCUUCGUACUUGCACUGAUUAAUAGUGGGACCAGUUUCUUUGCCGGAUUUGUGGUUUUCUCCAUCCUGGGCUUUAUGGCAAAUGAGCAGGGGGUACACAUAUCAAAAGUGGCUGAAUCGGGUAGGUAUCUGCUGUUAACUAAAGGUUGAUGGGCAGUGAAUGGGUGCCCUUUUAGUCCUGAUAGAAUUAUUUUUAUGUUGCUUUGUCCUGGGUCUUCUGGUAUAUUGAUCUUUUUUUCUUUAUAUAGGUCCAGGCUUGGCUUUCAUCGCAUAUCCACGAGCAGUGAGCUUGAUGCCAGUGGCCCCCCUCUGGUCAGCUCUGUUCUUCUUCAUGCUGCUGCUUUUAGGCUUGGACAGCCAGGUAGAGUUUCUGUUGUUCUAAUUAUUUUGGACAGGAAGUGGGUAGCCUCUACUUAAAGUUGGAAAACUCUGGCAGUUUUAUGGUCAGCUAGAUGACUUUUACAUGACAGUUCCCUGGUUCCAAACCCUGAAAUAACUAAAUCAAUUCCUAUCUACUGGGGUUCUAGAUUAAAGAGGAAUUAACAGAGUCAAGUGCGUUGCUAGGUGUACUUAGAAAACAGAAAUCAAAAUGGGACAGUGUUUGAGAGGUUUUAAUAUAUAUAUUUUUAAAUAAAUGUACCAUAUGACUUGAUCUUGAUAAGGUUAUGUUCCUGGUUUGGUUUUUUUCAGUUUGUUGGUGUGGAAGGUUUCAUAACCGCCAUUCUUGACAUGCUGCCUGCCCGCUAUUAUUUCCGUUUCCAGAGGGAAGUCGCUGUGGCCAUUUGCUGUUUCGUCAUGUUCCUUAUUGACAUCUCUAUGUUAACAGAGGUAAGCUGAACAAAAUCACUGUCAUAAUCUGAAAGCAUGUUUCCCAACUCAUUGAAGACUCAAUCCAAUACAAUAGAGAGGGAUUUACUACAGGUAUCACAUAUUUUGACAGCCAGCUUGCAGAGUGCCCGGAACACUCUAGGGUAUGGCUGGGCAAAAGGUAGAUCCCCAGAUGUUCUAGAACUACAAUUGUCAUGAUGCUUGCAUUUAGAUUGUUAACGCAUUGUGGGACCUGCAGUUCUACAACAUCUAGGGAUCUUAUGUUUAUCCACCCCAGAUCUGGGGCAGGCUAAGCAUUUACAUGAUAAACUUGUGCUUGUAAAAUUGCAUUUUCAAGUGCUAUCUAGUGCCUCUAGGAAUUUUAACACAUUAAAACAGACCCAAACAGUAGAACACAGAUUCAACCUACUAGAUCCUCGAAUGGAACAGAACCUAGAUCUUGCUAGAUCCUAGAAUAGAACAGAGGCUAGAUCCUGCUAGAGCCUAGAAUGGAACAGAGGCUAGAUCCUGCUAGAUCCUAGAAUGGAACAGAACCUAGAUCCUGUUAGAUCCAAGAAUGGAACAGAACCUAGAACCUGCUAGAUCCUAGAAUAGAACGGAACCAAGAUCCUGCUAGAUCCUAGAAUGGAACAGAACCUAGAUCCUGCUAGAUCCUAGAAUAGAACAGAGGCUUGAACCUGCUAGAUCCUAAAUUGGAGCAGAACCUAGAUCCUGCUAGAUCUUAGAUCGGAACAGAACCUAGAUCCUGCUAGAUCCUAGAAUGGAAAAGAGACUGGAACCUGCUAGGUCCUAGAAUGAAACAGAACCCAGAUCCUGCUAGAACCUAGAAAGGAACAGAGGCUAGAACCUAGAUGGAACAGAAUCCUAUAUCAUUUAUCAAUACAUUCCUUUACCAAGAUAGCUGUGAUCAUGUAAAGUGAACGUUUCCAAAUUAUCUUCAGUGCUUAAUUCUUACUGUAAGAUUGGUGCAUACCCUACUGAACUAAGAUCACUUUAGCUGAACAAAUUUGUAUAUUGUGUAUUUGUGGAUUGUAGCUAUUAGUAAUUAAACAGUGGAAAUUAAAUCUUGGAGGAUACAACAAACUAGAGUAUCUUUGUAAGUUGUAUACUCCAUUAUUCUUAUUUAUUGUUUUAGCAUAAAAUACAAAUGAAAUACAAAAGUAAUUUUGAUUUAAUCAAACCAUUCUAUUUUAAGGCACUGUCGUAGGCUAUCUCCAUUAGGCACACUUGAUAAAACAUCUGGAUGCUGAUGUUAGUUAUGUCUACAUUCAAAAGGGUGUUUAAAUAACAUUAAAAGGUAUUUGUGUUUCCCUGCAGGGCGGGAUGUACAUCUUCCAACUUUUCGAUUAUUAUUCUGCCAGCGGAAUGACCCUCCUUUGGCAAACCUUCUGGCAGUGUGUGGUCAUUGCCUGGGUGUAUGGUAAGUUUUUAAGCACUGUGGGACAGGAACCUCCGAUCUUUAUGUGUAACGGUAUUGUUCCUACUUAUAACAUUUGUAUAAUCAAUGUAAAGCUUUAUCUACCUUAUGCAAUACAACCAUUGUACAUGUUAUAUACAAUGCGGCGUUUGAUUUAUAGCAAAUUAUUCAAUAUUAUAAUCCCGAACCAAUAUACAUAUCUACUUCCUGCUGAAAUUCUACAAUAGACUAAUUGGUUGUAAAUUAACGACACAACGGUAUUCACUUACAAACAAGUGGAUAUUCCAUAAACACAGCUUAAUGGUCAGUAAGAUUAUGACAUUGCUGUUGGCAGCAGUACAAUCCAAUCCAAUAUUUCAUAAUUGACCUCCAGUCUAUAUGCAUUCAUAUUUUGCUCACCACUCUCUCUUGGCCCUUGUUCCAUCCCGUAGGACCUCCUCCACGACCAACACUACCAAAGCUAGUUUUAAGGGUCUCCUGACACUUCCUGUUCUUAUUUUCAAUUCUUUACUCAGAAUCAGGACAAAGGCUUACGUUUAAUAUUUUUGGAUACGUUUUUCUGUAGAUAAAACAGAUUGUGAUCAUUUCAAAAACUCAUCCAAAACAAGUAAAUCAAGUCCAAUUGUAGAUUGUACAUCAAAACAAUACAAAAUCAAUAAACCAGAAAACAUGCAUAGGAAAGGGAAGAGACCAUGUCUUUUAAUGCUGCUUGGGGACAGAUGUGGAUAUGAAGUCCUUGGGGUCUAAUAGGGGAUGAAAGCGCUCUCUGUCAUUGAUGGCACCAAUCCAAAUUCCACAUUUCUUUGUGUGACCUUUCAUACGGAGAGGACCUAAAUAUGACGUCAUUUCCCUGCAUUCUUCAGCCUGAGCAGUAUUAUUAAAUAUUAUAUAAAUCGAUGGCAUCUCAGAGAUCAUUUCCCCAAAUAAAUCAUGAAGAGAGAACAGAACUGCAAUGUCUACAUUUAUCUCAAGCCCGUCAUUAUUGCUGGGCUGUGGAGGGGGUGGGGAACGUGCUCCUUUUGGAAACUGAUUAUUAAAUCAGAAAUAAAGGACAGCAUUCAGGAACUGUGCUCACUGAGCUGAGCUCUUUAAAUGCCCUUACAAUUUGCUUUGCAGUAGAUGCACUAUGAAAGUUACCUCUGAAACCUUGACCUUCUGACGGUGACUAUAGCUAUGAAUAAGGACAUUGUCAAGGUUAUUGAAUGAAGUGAGCAUUCAAAGUGAAUUUUAAACUUAAGGUCAAAAUAGCUGCACUGGAAAAUUUCUCUAAUCCAGCAAUAAUUUCAGUUCACCUACUCUAGCCUUGAAUUUGAAAUUCUCUUUGAAGUCUCAGUUUAGUAAAUAGUCCUGUGUGUCUGGUGUCUUAUGGAGGGGAGGGUGAAAUUAUGAUCUAACAUUGAACAUGUGUUGAAUCAUUGGGUGAGAAUUAUCAGAGGGUACUGUUCUGAAAUGAAACAAAGUACUAAAAGAGGGACAAUCAUCAUGAAAACAAUCAAUUGGUGACACUUUGUAGAAAAGAACACUUUGAUAAAUACACUCCAUUGUCCCACGCAUUCUGCAUAACUCCAUUUCUUAAUGAAUUGCAGUGCCUGUCACUCUGAGCCAGAAUCGUGAUGAUGGGGGGAGUUGGAGUGCAGAAACUGCUUUUGAGAAAUGUUGCCAUGCUCCUAAACAUUGUCUUUCAGAGAAUUGCACAUGCUCUCACAAAUACCAGGUUAACAUUUACAUUAUUAACCCUACAGGUGCUGAUAGGUUCAUGGAUGAUAUUGCUCGUAUGAUUGGUUACCGCCCCUUCCCAUGGAUGAAGUGGUGCUGGUCUUUCAUCACUCCUUUUGUUUGUAUGGUAAGUCAUAAUUAAAAUCUUCGUUCAUGAGUAAAACGGCAACAUGUGGCGUUGAGCUGUACAGUGAACAUUUAUAAAGGAGGAUCUUUAUCACAGUGCCAUGCUCAGAAAUAUGGUAUAGCAUUCUAAAAGUAGGGCAAUCACCAUAGAAACAAGUGGAAUCGUAACUAACAUUCCACUGGUAAUUACUCAAUUUUUGCAACUUUCGUUGCAACACAUUGAUAAAUCUCCCUCCAGUAUAGAAAUAGUUAAAGAUUAUAGAUACCAUUUCAGAUACACUUGCGGAAAGAGAGAGUCAGCACAUGUACACGGGGCUGUCAUACCGUUUGACAAGCCAUAAGGCUGCGAUCAGUUUAUAGAGCACGCCAGUUAAUCCUAAAAGAUGAAGGGAACUGCUUCUAAGGAACAAACUACUUAUCCCAUGAACAUUUGAAGAAUACCAUAUGUAUAAAUUAUGAUUUCUGUCUAUAUCAUUUAUUAAACACAUUAUUGUUUCCCUGUAAUAGUAAGAUGUGAUGAAUUGGCAAGUGGCCUACAAAGAUUUUGACAAAAAUAUCUAACUUCAAUAAAAUUCUGCAGUUCCAAUAGUUUACUUAUCUGUUCUCCUAGUUCGGCUUAUUUGGUCUAAGUUUUGCAAGCCUGUUGUUAACUCAUCACAGUUCACUGUAUAGCGAAUAAAUCCAUUUAUAACACAACCACAAAGUAUCCAACGCUUCAUCCUUGGGGAAUCGCAGUUGAUCAAGAUAUUCCCACACCAACAGCUGGGUCUGAACACUUGUCGCCUUGUCAAUCCUCCGUGUCCCAGAAAGUAACAGACAAUAAGCGAUGUGAGAUCUAUUACUAGAUUAGGGUGUUCCAUGCGCGACGUCUGCAGACUGUACGCUUCUUGUGUGCUUUGUAAAAAAAAACAAGGCAAAAAUAACAACUGGAUACAAACCAGAUUUAAUAGAUUGUACAAUGAAUUCAUUCUUUAAUCAGUUUUCCCUGUUUGCUGUAAACUGUUUAUGUUUAUGAAUUACUGUCCCAUUCCGUGAGAUCAGACAAUUUACGAAAUUUCCAACGCAAAUUUCGAAAUGCUGGAAAUAUUUUGAAAAUAGUGGUUGGAAUUUCGAAUGAUUUGUAAACAAAUUUGCAAAGAUAACGUUAUCGGAAGACUUUCUCUGCAAACUUAGGUAAUUGAUAUUCUUCGAAACACAAACAUUUCAACCGGUUGUAAAUGGGAACGAAGCCUUGAGCAAAAUAUACCCACUUUUACCCACUGUGCUCUAUCCUUGCAGUGCCGUGAAAUACAACAAAUAAAGUGGGUAUAUUUCAUUCCCAAACUGCGUCCCAUGAUAGAUUUGUUCAGGCCACCUUUCACCUUUGGGAGUACCGAUUCUAAUUUUCGUGUUCCUAUGCAAUCACAUUGGGAUAAAUUGCUUCAUAAAAAGUAGGAUCAUUUCGAUGUCUAAACUGCAGUUACAAGGACACUCUUAGGAAGCCAUAACUAUUCCAGAGACCUGAAUUAACCUUUAAUAAAAACAUGUUCACGUUGCUUACUAAGAUGCGGUGCUACUGAAGAGGUCAGACAUUCUGCCUAAUAGCAGUGGGUUGGUGGCUGUACCCAGCCUUGGUUAAUCGCCAUUGACUUUCACUUGUCUAUUUCAAUGAAUAUUUCCUAUUCUAUAACACGCAGGUCUGCACGUAUCUUUCUGUGUCUUGCUGCACCUCUCUGUCUGAUACAUGGCCAUUGGAUGAGAAAUAUAAACUAGCAGUAAACAUGUACUAGUUAUCAGGUUUUACAUACCUGACUUCUCACAUAUUUGCACGCAAGCAGACACUUGACAUGUAUUAGCCUUCAGGCAUUACAUGCUACUUUGUCACAUACACAUGCACACAUGCAGACACAUGUAAAAUCAAAAACGUGACGCACUCAUGUCUAAAAAUAUAUUUUUUGCAUGUUACCCCCUGGUUUUUGCUAGCUCCAUAGCAGAUCUUGAAGAACUACUUUUAAGUAUGCAACAACUACACUGUUAUGUCGUGCCUAGACAUUUCCCAAGCACCCUCCGGAUUGUAUUUUGAGUAAUCAUCAUUAAAAGCGUGCAUACCACCUAUGUACUGCAACAUACCUUUCUAGCUAAUUAUUCCCUACGUUUAUUACUUACUUUCCCGCUGAGUCUUUGUUGCUUACUGUAUUCUAAUUAAAUUUUAGUUUUUAGUUUGGUUUUUUUACUACAAAACCACAACGUGUAGAUCUUAUGUGCUGAUUGUAAAUCUACACUAUAAAUCAUUUUUCUUUACCUUUGCAAAGCAAUAUCUGUGUUUCAAUGCUUGCAGACACUGCAAACAGAUCAUUGUGUUUUGUUUAGUUUUUUUCAGUAUAUAUGCUGGUAUCCAAAAUAUACGGUAUUCUACUGCUGAUUAUCCACCAAGAUCAGAGUAGUUGAUACAAUUAAACCACAACGUAUCUGAUGGGUUUUUUUUAUCCUGUUUGUGAACAUGUGCCAGUGUGUCACAUGCUGCUUGAUGUUGUUAUUGUGCUUUUCUGAUCAGAUGCCAAUUUUCUCCUGUUCAGGCCAUAUUCAUAUUUAACCUUGUGAACUACAAGCCUUUGACUUACAACAAGACCUAUAUAUACCCGUGGUGGGGUGAAGCCAUCGGUUGGUGCUUUGCAAUGUCCUCCAUGCUGUGUGUCCCUGUCACCUUCCUAUAUAAAAUCACACGUGCCAAAGGAACACUGAAAGAAGUAAGUGCCCCUAGCUUUCGUGACAUUUACCAGGUUGGAGGCUGAUUUUUCACUUGGUACAUUUUCUCUUCUAAUGAUAUUUUCACGUACGUUCACCACCACCUACGUGGAGAACAAACAAGGUUUUCUGGGCAUGGUACGUGGGAGGAUGUCUGGGAUCAGCUUCUAGAAACUGUGCCAGGAUCCCAAGGCAACCCACACUUACCUUGGGAAUGUGAGGAGGCUUGCCUUGCAGAAACCAAUCAGAAUGUUGCCUUAUGUUGUUCUGGCUGUUCUUACUGGGAAAAUGUAUUUGAUGGUAAUGCAAGUGAUCAGUCAAAAAGUAGGACACGCACAAACGGCUUACAAAAAAAUGUGUGUAUGUUUGUUUUUUUAAGAGACAUUCUUUAACCUGUACACAUUUUUUCCUAACUGCGAUUUCUCAGUGUGGGCCUGUUUGUUAGUCUACCAGCACUAAUUUUAUGUAACAGGAAAUUGGAUUCUCAAGCUAUUUCAGUAGAUGUGUUUUGUGGUAACCCUAUUCCUGCUAUAAAACCGUGAGACGUUUUCGAAGAGUUCGAGACUAGUGCAGAAACAGAAUUAGCUUAGUUAAGACAGUCUGUGUGAUCUGAAAUAAAUAUAAAAUGCACGAAUGCUUUCAAAACUGGGAUUUCAGUGCAGGGAAUACGUGAGACUAAACUAUACAUCACUUUUGGGUCUUUUCAACUAAAAAGGAUUUUUAAUAUUAUGCUUGCUUAUCCCUUUAAGAGUAAUACAUGUUAAAAUGAGGUGGAUAAUUCCCCCUCCCUAUGCUGCCAUAAAACAUCUCACUUUUAGCAUUGGUAAGUUUAUCCAAAUGAUCCUAAACAAGUAGAACAUUCAGUGCUGUACGGAAUGCUUAAUAACCAGACUUUCAUUACAACAUAAGCCUGUUAUAUUUCAAAGUAGAGUGUGGGCAGAAACGUCUUAAUUUACACACAUCCAUUGAGACUUAGUCUCCCUGCUUGUUUAUUAUGUGCCCGGUGUUACAAAAUGUGUUCUUAGUUUCUUUUUUUUUAAUUUCUUCACAGCGGUGGGCGCACCUGACUGAGCCUGUCUGGGGAGCUCAUCACUUAGAAUAUAUGGCUCCUGAUCAGGAUGUCAAGAGCUUGACCAGCUUAACACCUGUUUCGGACAACAAGGUCAUCAUUUUUGAGAGCGUCAUGUGAAGUCAUCAUCCUCCUGCUUCAGCAUUCUGUGACCAUGUACCCCCGAAAAUGUCAAUUUCAACUCCUUGACCAGGCCAAAAACCCACUCUUCUGUUGCAUAUUUCUCCCGCAACUUCUGUAGUUCCCUCUUGGCAAUAGUAGUAGUAGUGUAUAGUGAAGGCUAAGCUCCAAAUGUGGCUUUCAUCAGCAAUAGGAAAGUCUCAAUUCAGAAAUUCAAUAUUAGUCUUCGUAUUUUAUUAAUCCCAACUACAUCCGAAAAAAAUGUCAACAACCGUUCUGUAGUCUGAGACAGCACUUGGCUACUUGGUGAUAUUCUAUUUUACCCCAGUUUAUUAUUCCUCCACCAACGAAUAGAGCACCAUGUAUUCAAUUAACAUACUGAAUUAAGAGUCCUAAUCCAUCCCAAUCCAGUGUUAUUGAUCAUUUGUUUGGAGAAAAUACCAAAUCAAAGUAAAAACCAUUCUACUGGUGUUAUACGUUGAAUUUAAUGUGAAGAUGGAGAGGUAGCAUGCUCAACACGAUUCUGAUGAUCCAGUCCAUAUAAUGUAUUCAUGGAGUAAUCUUGCCAGAUGCCUACUAUGUAGCAGUUAAGAAAUAAAAUAGGACUUUUAUGAACAUGAACAAAAUAUGAUUCUCUGAAUCCAGCCAUCAACAAGUUUUGAAUGAAGUAAGUUCCAUCUGCUUGUAGGUUUCCAGUGGACCUUCGAAAAAUGGAAUUCUGGACAUAAAUAUAAUACUCUGGACAUCAGGUAGGAGCAGUGAAGUCCUACUGCAAUGGAAAAGAUAAUUGUCAUCUUCAGCUAUAAGAAUGUCCAGUCUUUUAUCAGAAGCAGGCACAAGGAAGAAUUCCACCAAUGUUUUAAGUAAUACUUUAGCCACCUUAGAAGCUGCUGACAGCCUGGUCAGAGAUGUAUAGGAAGGAGGAACAUGGCCAAAAUGUGCAGACUAAUUGAUGAACAGAAGAGUUGCUGAUAGAAAUAAACCCCAUGUCUUCGCAUACUACACACAUCCCAAAAUAUCCUUGAAAACAUACAGUGGAAAAAAAUGUACCCACAAUGUUCUAAUGGGCAGAUCUUGCCAAAGUAAACACUAGUAUUUGAAAGACUACUACAGCAAGCUAAUGCCAACAGUCAAUGAGAUAUCUGUUGCUCUGCGAAUGAGAGCUCUGUGUAGGGUUUAACCCCUUUAACCCACAUUGCCUCUGAAGUGACUUGCAGCAGAGCAGUGCUUUGCUGACCCCUUCUGGAAUAAAUGUAUUAAUGGGAGCAUCCAUAUAACAGCGCUGUGUCUCCGAAGGAAAUGUGUAAAGAAAAAAAAAAAAAUGAAUUUGCACUUUUUUAUAUCCUUACAGUAUACAUGUAUACAGGUAGGCCCUGUCUGGCAACAAAACCCCAAACACCCUUGGAUAGAAAACUUUGCACACAGAUUAGACUGCUGAUUUAACUAGUAUCCAUCCCUGUUGAGAAAGAGUCUCUGCUGCUAGCUGCUACAGAUAUUGCUGUGAAGGUUUGCCAUUUUCGACAACAGGAAGCCAUUUUGCUACAAAGAGUAGCCAUUUUGCUGUGUGGAGAAGAUAUAUCCUGCCUCUGUAAAUAGUGAAACUGAUGCAUUAAUCAAUGCAAGUAUUCGAGUACUUUGGAGAACAGCCAUGCUUUCAUCAAACUACAAGGGGUUGUUGACCAAGUUAUCUUGUGAAUUACUGUUUCCUAGUAAGGAAAUUUAAAAUAUUUAAAAGAUAACAUUAGGCUCAAAUGUUAUUGCUAAACACAUGGAGACAACCCAAUGAAACUACCUUUCGCUACCUCUAAGAUUCUAAAUUCCACCCAAAUGUAGGAAAGCUGGAUUAACCACAAGGAAACUAUUGUCUUGCCCAUGCCUUAGAUUAGAAAACAAAAACAUAUUGUAGCAUGUUUGCUCACUGUAGCUUCCCAAUACUCUAAACCAGUGGUCUCCAACCUAGUCCUUGUGACCCACCACCAGUCCAGGAUUUAUGUAUUUCCCUGUUUUAUUCCGAUGGACAUACACUGACAAAAACGGAACUGUUGGUGGUCCAUGAGGAGUGGAUUGCCACUGCUCUAAACCAUGUGUAUGUAUCCUGCAAUAGGGGGUCCUGAGUUGGUAGUGCGACAAUAUCUUAUUCUGGUGUUCAAUCUCAUCCUGAACAAAGGUUUUGGCAUCUACAACUCUAUAUGCCGUAGUCAACAAUUUUAUUUUUUGGAGAGGCAUGCCUAAAAAGUUGUCAUAUUCUGCAUAUAGGCCCUGUAUGACCACUUUUUGCAAGGCCUACAGAUAAAAUUAGUUCUUUAUUUCUGGUUUUGAAGUGGUUUUCUACUCUGCAUAUGUUAGGAUCUCCAAUAGUUUGGUAUUGACUGCGAUAAACCCCUUUCUUCUUUCCUGUGGAAUAAGAAAGGAAUUUUCUGAAGACACAGAACUACCAAAGUUCCCAAUUUAACCAGAGGUGGUUUGGAACAUAAUAAGUCGUGGUAGCCAUUCAAUGAUAAAAACACACUUGUUUGUUAAAAGAGGAUCUGUUCUAUAGUUUAUUCGGGGGGAUUAUCCAAGAUUACCAGGUUUAUGAAUACUACCACCACCUUAAGCACAUUUUACUAGGAUUGCCUACAGAGUUUACUGUAAACGAAUGUAUUUUCCCAUCCUAAUAUUUCCCAUUGCAGAAUGCUUUGCACACAAUUUUCAAGAUCAAAUUUCUAAUUUUGUUAUAACUAUUUUUUUGUGCCACAGAUAAAGUUUAUUUUUUAUUUUUGUGGGAAGAUGUACAGAGAUAAUAUUUGUAUUAAGUAUCUAAAGUAGAAAAAAAUAAAAUAUAUUUUAUGACUGUGUGCUAGAGGGCACCCUAGGGUGCUUGAAUCACGCAGAUAUUCUGUAUGUAGCACAGCUAUCUUUAUAAAUGGUUUGUAACCCCCGUGUGUUGAGUAUAGCAAGACGUACAUUAACUGUGAAAUAUGGUUUGUCUAAUGGAACUGGCUUAUGUUGCACUAUUUACUAUACUGAUCCUAAAAGAAAACCAGGGAUAGGUAACCUCUGGCAUUUCAGCUGUUUCUGUGGAUGGUAACUAUCAGGAUCCUAACAAGACAUCUUGAUUUACUGACCAUAGCAGGAGUCCAUGUGGUGUGCCAGAGGUGGCUGAUCCAUGGAUACAGAUGUUGAUUAUUAUUAUUAUUUUAUUAUUUAUAUUUAGCGCCAGCAAAUUCCAUAGCGCUGUACAAUGGUGAACUUUUAUCGAAAAAAAAUAUAGGGUGUUCUAUCAAUGGAACACAGUUUGUGUGACUUUACACACAUUUUCAGAAUUUGAAAUAAUUUAGAAAUGAUUAAGUAGAUGUAGUAAUGGGUGAAUAGUUAAAUAGUCAAAGUUCCUAUAUUAUUCUAAAGAGUAUUGGCCACAAGUUUGUGAACAAGACUCCGUAGCAUACCCCUAAGUUAGCUUACUAUACCACAGUUCCCGUAUACUCGAUCACCAAGAUGAAUUCUUAAUGAUCUUAGUGUUCAGUACAGCCAGUGUUGCGGUGGUCUUUACGACACUCCAGAAUGCGUAUGAAGUCCUAAUUGGCUUACCCUUUAUCUGGGGCAGUAGAUUCUGAAAUGUGUCUAUAACAAACUGUUAGACUAAUUGUCCAAAAUACUGGUUAUAUUUUGACUUGACUUUAAGAUCCCAGUUCUCUUGCAUUGGUUAAGUUAAUUACCCCAUGGAUAAUCUCACAAACCAUUUAAGGCCCGUCCAAUUACAUAUUUUAAUUGAUAAUCCUGUAUACUUACAAUAACCAUCCAUUUUUGUCACAAAACCACCAGAUCUGCUUUAUUCCUAAUAAAGUGUAUGAUCCACAGCUCUUUAUUUAAAUGAUAUGGAAGCUUUCAGAGUCCAUGAUACAUUUUUAAUAUGUCUAUGCAUUUCCAGUAACAUUUUUCCAAUAUUAGGAAAAAGUGGAACAAGCCGUAUCUAUAGCAUGUACCAGAUAUCUCACAGAAUCUGGACAGCUUACGGAUACACUGACAACAUGCUUGAAAAAAUUACAAUAUGCAAAUAAACCUAGACGAAACAAUAAGACGCUGGUCGGAGUACGUUUUGUUUCUCUUAGUAACGUAACGUGGAAAAUGAAAGUGUUUCUGGAGAGACGAUUUCCAGCUUGAACUGUGUGUUUUCCUACUUGCCUUAAAAAGGGAAUCCGUUGCCAAAAACGUGUUCACAGCAUAUUGUAUGUGAAGCACAACCCUGACCUUUAAUUAUCACACGGUACUGGUAGUAAGUAAAUGUAUUGAUCAAGACAGAGUGGACUUUAUUGGAUCGACUCUGCUCUUUUUCUGACAUCAUCAAACACAUGUAUAAUUCUCCUUCUUAUUGAAUAACUUGCACAUAAGAAUGCAUAUUUUUUUAUCAAAGAGAAGAGUUUUAUAUAUCGGCACUUUUUAAACCUAGUUUGUUUGUUUUCCCUGUGAAGAAGUGCUCUCUCUUCAAGAUGAUCCAGAUUCGAGAUGUUUACCAGGGCUGCCUAUCCUUGCAGACUGUGCCAAUAUACUAUACAGAGUGUGUAAAGUGUCAUCAUUCACAGAAUUCCCAUGGGGAAUGUUAAACCUUCAUAUAUAUAUAUAUUAAAUAGGAGUGGACAAACUCCGUUGUACGUCCAUAUUUUCUUAUUCUUUGUCCAACUAGUGUAAUGAUUGUCAAACACCAAUGUCAAUAAGUGAACUUUUUAUGGUUUUAUUGAUUGGUUUUGUUGAACAUUUUUUUAAUGGAUAACUUGAAAAUCGGAGCUGAAACCCUCUCUAUUUUCUUGUCACCAAAUUCAAGCUCUGGGCUUGUUCCCAAUGAAUGGAAAUAUUAAGUGUUGAUCCGGGGAAUGGAACCUCAUGCCAUUCUGACACUACUUGUGUCUUAUGCUGUUUCUUAGUCAUCAAAUCGUCUUAUGCACCUUGUGGGGUUAUUUUUAUGUGUGUGUGUGUGAACUGUUUUGGGGGGGGGGGGGUUUUGGUUUGCCAUUUCUUUUAAUUUUCUUGUAAAAUACAUUUUUAAAUGUUGCUGCCUUCCCUUCUAAUUUACCUGCAUUUAGCUGUUGAGUCGGAAUAUUGCACAUCUGGGAACUUUUAACAAGAAUUCACAUAGAGACGGAAAUUAUCAUCACUUCUGGUUCUUGUACCCAAUACAAUUUCAAGUGAAUACCUAGUAUCUCAAAGCCAGCUACAAGAGACACUGAAUCCAGGAUUCACCUGAUUUGGGUCAUUUAUAUAAGAGCCUGGGUUUUAUGCAAUUGUUACUCAAUUUAAAGACAUUAUAUGCAAUCAAGGAGAUUAUGGACUGUAUGAGACAGAAUUUUCCUUUGCACCUAUUGAUGGAAGUAAAAACCCAGAGACUCAGUAAAUAUCGAAAGUUCCCAGGUUUGGAAAUCUGCACCAGCGGAUCAAGUUCGACCCAGCGAUUUUCAGAAAAUACUUGUUUGUUUCUUAGGCUAAGCCUUUUUUUAUGCAGACUCAUAGACUUCACACAGGAACCUCAAAUAAUGCCCAUUUCAAGUGUUAAUAUUAAAACUCUGACCAUUAUUGGGUGCAGUGUGGCAGUUCGUGUGCAUCCCCUUUUUAAUGGAACUAAUGGAAUCCACAAAUUUUUAAUCUGUAUAUAUUGUUUUUUUCUGUUCUGUAUUAUGGGGCUACGUGAUCUUUGGUAGAAUUAUAAGGAGAAAUUAGGAUUGUCUUCUUUAUUUUGGUUUUCCCAUCAGAAUCGGAUUAUUCCCAAUGUAUCAAUCUAUUUAUUACUUUCUUCAUCCAGUUUCCUUAGAGGAUACCAGGGGUGCCCAAAAUUUCGACCCCUAGAUGUUGUAGAACUUCAGCUCCCAUAAUGUGUUGCCUUUAGAAUGACAAAGCAUCAUGGUAGCUGUAGUUUUAAAACAUCUGGGAAUCUACCUUUUGGGCACCCCUGAAGGAGACCCAUGUCACUAUAUUAUCUACAUGCUACUUAGUUUCCGAAUGUUGUUCUUUAACUAAAGUAGGUUGAUUAACUAAAUCUGAAGUAGUGGAGAGCUGCUCAAGGGAAUGCAAAUUUUAGGCCAAUAUUGCCAAACUAGUAAAAUUCUUUGUUAAUCUUUAACUUUUUUUUUUACUUCGCUAUUUUGAAAUUUCUUUUCCAGUUCUUCACAAUUCCAUGUUUAGUGAAUAAAUCCCCAAUCCUCACCACAAGGCAACUUUAAAUUCUGAUAUAACUGACUGAAUGUACUGAAUUAUAACCUUCCCCUAUAUAUCUGUCUUACAGUAUGUUUGAGGUCCCCAAAUGUACUCAAAGGGAAAAACAUAAAGAUUUCUAUAACCAGAGCUUUUCAGCUAUCAUUUGAUCAUUUAGGGCACAGGUAGCUUCAGGAGUCGACCGUUUUGAGGUUUAGCUCAUAAAUUAAAGGAAGAAGCACACUAUCACUUUAAACAAGAACUGGCCAUUUUAUAUUAUAAAACUGAUCGUUCCGAUUUGGUCAGUUGAAUUAAAGUUGUUUGGAAAGUCAGUGGUACUUUCAAAUUUUUCCUGAAAAUCUUAAAUACCCCAGAAAAUGAUGUAGCCCUGGAGAGAAAAUAUUGUCUCCCUAGUUUAACGAUCCUUUAACCCAAGAUUGUGAGUAAAUAAUAUUCAGUUCUGUCGGUUGCUCUUUAAAUAGGGAUAAAACAUUUUCACUGGAAGUGAUAGAAACAGCAUGAUGUGCUAUUUUCUACUGUUUAAAUAUUUCAACAUUUGCAGCCUAAUAAAACUAUGUAGAAGAAAAAUAAAAGCUAUCCCAAAUCCCUUAAACUCAAAAUCCAAUCUGCAGCUUUGAUUAAUGUCCUUUUCAAAAUUUUAUUCCACUUUAUGCUUUACCAUAUGGUUUCUGUUUAGAUAAGGAAAAUGAACAUUAAAUUUAUGUUGGGCUAUAUUUUAACAGUUAGCAGGCUAGACGGUAAUGUAUAACUUUAGAUUAUGUUAUACGCUCCCUUUGAUGCUUAAAGCGGCACUGUCGGUUGUGGGGUCUUUGCAUUUUGUCUCAUCUUUUAACUGUGAUGGGGAUUUGGAAUCUUUUGCUUACAUUGGGAAAACUUCCAACAUCCUCAAAAAAAGAUUUUUAUUUUUUAAUCUACUACAACAGAAGUAUUUUUUAGUAUGCAGUAUAUUCGUUUUUAAAUUUAAGAUUUAUAACUUCUUACCAGCUAUACUGCACCUAUUUCUCCAGCCGACUGGGGAAAACAAUUUUCCCAACUCUCUGAUGGGGCCAUUCAGUAAACCCCUCUCUUGUCCCUUUGUUUAAUAAAUUUACUAGCUUAUUCAGCCACAGUAAAUUAGGCCAAAAUUGACAAGGUAUAAAUAUAGGUAAAAAAAACGUUUUGGAAUCGAAUGUAUUCUAGCUCCGAGUUCCUGGCUCUAAACUUUGCAAAAUCUGUCUCAAAUUCACAGUUUAAUAAAUAAAGUAUACAUUUUUGUUCUAUUUGAGUACCCCUUAAACACACAACUUCUGGAAUAAAAAGAAGUCAUGAUGGAAUAUUUCCGUCCUUAAGGGGUUAAAGCUGUACACGUUCAUUUUUUAACGUAUUUUUACGUAUAAAAAGAAUCAAGCAACCCCAUACAGUAUGUUAGUUAUGUUGAAAACAUUUUUAUAUAUAUGUAUAUAUAUAUAUAUAUAUUUUUGUGUUGUUUUUUUUUUUUGUUUGUAGGAAUAUCCCAUUAGUCUUCCUAUGCAUUGUGAAAAGUUAGAAUGACUGGUUUUGCAAGUUUUCAUGUACUUCUAGGGAUCUCGAGUUUAUUACGUGAGGAAUCGUGAAUCCAAGAUAUUAUUAAGUUCAGAGAUACUGACUGAGAUGACCUGAAAGAGGAAAUCUUUUCGAUAAUUCUGUCCCUUUAAUCACUGUUAAAAUAUCAGUUUACAUUAAAUUCCUAAAGUACCAGAAUGGAUUAAGGCUUCAAAAUUCUUUGAGGAUGUGCAGUAAAUUACAUUUUAAAUUAUGAUAUGAACAAACUUCUAGUGUUAUCAUUGUAUGGACAACACAAAUAGUGAUUAAAAAAAUAGGCUAAAUUGCCAAGUAUUAGAAUUUACUGGAGAAUUUUCGGUUAUACGCAUUUCUCGUCAGAGAUGACAUUUAAGAAGAUGAGGUCUGUUUAAUCAGCCGAGCUAUGGAUAAACAAUACUCGUUUCCAGUUGUAACUAAUGGACUGACGUGACUUUAAGAUUUAACGAAAUGUGCUUCAUCUGCCUCCGAGGGGUCCUAGGAGACUUUUACCUGUGUGUUUAUCAUUGGCCUGGUUUAUUAAAUACUGCUAAGCCAUGAUGUCUAUUCUUGCCCAUUAAGUUAUAUAGGUUGAAUGGUGCCUUAGACCUUGAGUGUUUGGUAAAUGUCACUUUUUUUGCGAUCAACACAAAUAGUAAUGUAGAAACCCUACCACCUGUAUGAGAGCCAAUUUCUAUACUAUCCUAGAGACUGCCGCACUGAACUGCAUUAAUGAGCUUUUAAUGAGUCUUCCCAUAGGAGCUUUAUAAAAAACAAAUUACUACAUACCUCUGUAAAAUAAAACAAUGAGCUUCAUGCUUUUGCACUGUGAUCAUCUGCUAGAUUCACUAAACAUGGCAAUAAUAACAUUAAAAAAGAUUUGAUUUUUGGAAAAAAAAAUGUUUGUUUUGUAUUUUGUUUUUGUUGUGUACGGUUACUGAAAUUGGUGUCUUGCACAACACGUGUCUGCUUUAGAUAAGAG
This is a messenger RNA of Pelobates cultripes (western spadefoot toad), 59712 nucleotides long. Lineage: Eukaryota; Metazoa; Chordata; Amphibia; Anura; Pelobatidae. The record is from the annotation of a GenBank genome assembly.